Podarcis lilfordi (Lilford's wall lizard) is the source of this 64484-nucleotide messenger RNA. The record is from the annotation of a GenBank genome assembly. NCBI's taxonomy places the organism in Eukaryota, Metazoa, Chordata, Lepidosauria, Squamata, Lacertidae.
GGGCCCUCCGGCGAUGCCCGCGCUGCAGGCAGAUGGUGCCGGCGCAGUGAACGAGGGCAGCGGCUGGAGGAGGAGGCGACGCGCAUCAGAGCUGGAGGUAAGGCUAUGGGGACAGGCGCCCCCCAGGGAAUCUCCCCUCCUCCGGCCCCCUUAUUCAUCCUCCGGACAAGGGGACGCUUUUCUCUCCCUCUCCCUCUUCUCUCUCUCCCUCUCCCCCCUUCCUCUUCUUUCUUUCUUUCUUUCUUUCUUUCUUUCUUUCUUUCUUUCUUUCUUUCUUUCUUUCUUUCUUCCUCUCUCUCUCUCUCUCUCUCUCCCGGGAAGCAGCAGAGCCGCUCCUCUCCCGAGCUCCUUUCCCGGACCACACACCCCCUGCCCAUGUGCAGAGUGCCUUAGCUGCGGACUCCCUGGUUUCAGCGCGUCGGGAGAAGAGGGGAAGGGGAGGCGAGAGAGAUGAUCUUUCGCUCCCCCGCGAGGGGUGGUCCUCGGUGGAGACAGGUGGACAACGGGGGUGGCCAAGCCCCCCUUCAGCUUCCUCUUGCUGCCAGCCGGGAUGGGAGUUUCUGAAACGGAUCCGAAAGAAAGGGCUGUGGGCAACACUGGGGGGGGGGGGGGCAAAAAGAAAUAAAUUACAAGGAGGCAGCUUUAAGGGGGGGUCAGAACGCAGCCGGAGCUCUUACUGUGGAUUGAAGGGAGCUCCGGGUGAGCCCAGCCAGGGGGUCUUGGCUCUGCUGGAGUGCAGUUCUGCACGGGGUCCGGUGGAGAAGAUUCCUUCCACACGGUCUGCUUCAGGUGGAGAUGCCUUUUUUGCGCCUGGGACCUCCUUCCUGCAACGCUGGUGCUCUCCCACUGAGCUAUGCUCCUUGUAAAAGAUUCUAGUCCUCAUGGUUCCAAAGGAAUUUGAAGAGGAGCGCAGGGAGCUGCCUGGUGCGGAUUCAGUGUCGUCUGCACUGGCUGGCAGCGGCUCUCGGGCAAUGGUCCCUCUCAGCCCUAACUGGAGAUGCCUUUUAGGAUUCAACCGGGGGUGUGCAAAGCUGGGGAUCUGCCGCUGGGGCACAGCCUCCUUGCCCCCACCCACUUUCUCCCCAAGCGCCUCUGUGGGGCAGAGAGAUUUCUGGCAUGGUGGCUGCUCCUUCAGUCCCUCCAACAGGUCAUUUGCGUCCAGCUAGCAAAGGCAGGGGCUGCUUCCUCCCUCCACCAUUCCCCCAAAGUCAGCAACCGUUCCCCCUCCCCCUCCCCAUCUGCGAUGCAUUAGGAAAUUUAUUCCUGCACCAGACAUUGCCUUCCACAAUAUUCCUGCACUGCAUUUUUGGCUUUCAAUAGCACCUACACCCAGCAAUGUGGUUUCCAAGAACGACUGAAAAGUUUUUGCAAAGGUACCGUCCAGUGGCGUAGCGUGGGUUGUCAGCACCCGGGGCAAGGCAAGUAAUUUGCGCCCCCUAACCCGUGGAUUUUAGCAGGGGGCAGAGAGCUGCGAGUGCGAGCGCCCCCCCCCAGAUGUUGCGCCCGGUGCGGCCGGCCCCCCCCGCACCCCCCACGCUACGCCACUGGUACCGUCUCCUUCGUGGUGGCAAUUUCAUUGCCUCAGCUGUUUGGGGUUGGGUUUUUUUGGGGGGGGACGCCCCAUUCUUUGCAGGAGUUUCCUUGCAUGGGGCUCUGUCAGGUGACCUUAUAACCCAGGCCAGGCAGCAAGACUUGAACCCAGGUCUCACUGCGAGAGGAAGAGAGGCGUGAGAUUCAAGAAACAGAAGCAAUGCGAAACGAAAGAGUAAAGCAUGCUGUGAACAUGAAACAAGGUGAAAAAUUGCCCCCAAACUGAAAAUAAAUAAAUGAGGGACUCACAGCAGGGAAGAAUAUCCUCAAACAUUUCAGUUUAGCCGUCUGUCAUGAAUGCUUGAUCUGAAGUUCCUGCAUUGCAGGGGGUUGGACUAGAUGACCAUUGGGGAGCCCUUACAACUCUAAGAUUCUAUGAAAAGGCAAGUAAGAGGGGGCACAACAGAAGUGUAUAAAAUUCAGGACGGCGUGGAGAAAGUGAAGGAAGCAAAGUUUCCCUCUCUGUCUCCUUGACACUAAAGAACUCCAAUGGAAUGUUUGCAGAUUCAGGACAGAUGCAAAAGAGUCCUUCACUCAGCACAUAGCUGAAGUAUGGAACUCACUGCUGCAGGAGGCAGUGAUGACUGCCAAGGUGGAUGGCUUUAAAAGAAGAUUGGGCAAAUGUCUAGGGAGGAGAGGGCUAUAACUGGGAUGGCUUUGCUCUGCCUCCAUAGCUGGAUUCAGGAAUGCUUCUCAAUCCCAGUUGCUGGAAAGCACAGAAUAAUUAGAACCACAUCCCCCACAGCCUGUCCUUAGAUGUGGUGUGUGGGCAAAACUGAAGAAUUGGUGGCGGCGGGAUGGGGGGGAGGAGGAGAGGCAGGGGGAGAAGCCCAUUUACAAAAUGUGUCAAGUUCAAAUGGGGGGAGGGGGAACCCAGCAAUUUAGCAAACGCAUAAUAAAUUCAAAGUCAUGAAAGAAAGCAGGCAGAAUGAGGCAGCCGCCUCUGCUGGCCAAUCAGGUUAUUGAUGGCUAAUUCUCUCUUUCCCCAAAUCUUAUAAGACCUUUGCAACUGGAGUGCCUGAUGGAGUGUGUUUCAUCUGGCAGUUGCCACUAGCCUUAUAAACCCAGGAGAUGUCAGGCAUGGAAUGCAGUUCCCAAGUGCUUAAAUUCGCUCUCUCCAUUGUCGCUGCAACCCGCCUGUAGAGACAUAGGAAGCUGCUCUUAUUUCGAGUCAGACCAGCGGGUCCAUCUAGCUCAGGGUUGCCUACACUGACUGGCAGCAGCACCCUGGGGGUUCAGAUUCAGGGGUCUCUCCCAGCCUGGAAAUGGCAUUGGGGAACUGAACGUAAGAUAUUCCUGCCUGCAGGGCAGGGUCCUCUGACGCACAGCUCUGAUCCUUCCCUGAUAUGUUAAAAUCAUUUCGGUGCACACAAACAUCCCCUUCUAAUAUAGUCUAGCACUCAAAGCAAGUAAGAGAUCUUAGAAUUGUAGAGUCGGAAGGGACCCUGAAGACCAUCUAGUCCAGGGGUCAGCAAACCUUUUCAUCAGGGGACUGGCCCACUGCCGCUCAGACCUUGUGGGGGGCCGGACUAUAUUUUGAAAAAUAAAAAUACCCUGCGAGCUGGUCCCACAGCUGCCUCUGGAGGAAUGCACUCUGCACGCGCUCAGGAGUGCAUCUCGGCGCUGCCCGCUCACCAGCAUUGUUGACGGGCAGCAGCUGCUCCAUUGGCCGAUCCCCGCAGAGCUCCCAGGCGCCCUGCACCAUGCGCUGCGGCCCGUCGUCCAAGGCCCGGUUGGUGGGCAGGCCGUGCACGCAGAGCACCAGGCAGGUGGCGCGCAGCUCACCCUCCAGUUGCUCCAGCACGGCCUCCAGCAGCAGCACCGAGCUGGGCACCAGGUGUGGGGCCAGCAGGCACGCCAAGCUCCGGCUGAAGCCCCACGAUGUGCCUGUCAUGAUGCUCAGACCCACUGCCUGCCCGCCGGCCUCUCCAUCCAUGGGUUUACCUCAGUGCGCGGGUUUAGCUGCCCAGUUGCACCUGCGGUUUCCUGCAGCCAAUCCGAAGCCAUGCCAGCAUUGCAGAAGUCAGUCCCUGCACAGCAAGGCGUCCGCAGCUUCUUUUCAAGGAAACGCCGUGCUGCGCCGGUUUAGCUCAGUGCAGGGACUAACUGAGUGGGCAGCAGGGUCUGCAGGCCGGAUUUACAAGCCCGGUGGGCCGCAUCUGGCCCCUGGACCGUAGUUUGCCGACCCCUGAUCUGGUCUAACCCCCUGCAAUGCAGGAACUCGCAGCUGACCCAUACGGGGAUCGAACCCACAACCUUCGCAUUAUCAGCACCAUGCUCUAACCAGCUGAGCUAAGCUGUGCUAUAUGAUUCCGAGGCAGCAUAGGCUUUACUUGGUAAAUCAGGCCAGGGGGCAGGGAAGGUUCUUAGCAAGCCAGGAGUUGCCUGAUGAUGCCGUGUGAUUACAGGGUUUUAAAAACAGGGUUUUACUGUAGACUCCUUGCCAAUAUGUUCAGGCUUAUCUGUACCUUGCAGUUUUGCGAGCGUCCCUUGCCUUCCUGAUCUCAUCACACUGCAGCCACAGGACCCCUUGAUAUAAUAUCUCAGUUCGCAAAUGUAUAACUAGCUGCCUGGACUUGAUAUAACAUUUCUGCUCUGUCAUCCACCCAUGCCCUGUCUUAUAGCCUUAAAGCGCAUAGGUAAAGGGACCCCUGACCAUUAGGUCCAGUCGUGGAUGACUCUGGGGUUGCGCGCUCAUCUCGCUCUAUAGGCCAAGGGAGCUGGUGUACAGCUUCCGGGUCAUGCGGCCAACAUGACUAAGCCGCUUGUGGCGAACCAGAGCAGCUCACGGAAACGUUGCUUACCUUCCCGCUGGAGUGGUACCUAUUUAUCUACUUGCACUUUUGAUGUGCUUUCGAACUGCUAGGUUGGCAGGAGCUGGGACCGAGCAACAGGAGCUCACCCAGUCGUGGGGAUUCAAAUCGCCGACCUUCUGAUUGGCAAGCCCUAGGCUCCGUGAUUUAACCCACAGCGCCACCCACAUCCCUUAAAGCGCAUAGCUUCCCACAAAGAAUCCUGGGCACUGCAUUUAGGAAUUGUAAGCCCAUGAGGGGUGAGCUACAGUUCUGGGAAUUAUUUGGGGCAAGCUGUGUUCUUAGUUGUUGCAUGGUGUGUGCGUGCAGCCAGUUGAUACUAUAACUCACUUAAUACCUUCAUAUCCCUCAUAUGGUGGGUUGCAGUGGCUCUGGCGAGAAGCCAGCAGCAGUUUCCCCACAGUGUAUACACUUUACGGAGCUAACACUCUCUUCUUUUGCAUGUCAAGGAGAAGGAUGAGGUUAUUGCAAGGCUUUAGAUACGCCAGAUUUCUCUCUCCCCAGGCCCAACACCUGUGCUGAUUUUCAGAUGGUCUUGACUUUUAUACUCGAUGCUGGAAUUAUCUUUGUAAUCCCAUCCCCUUGACGGGCGAUCAUGCAGCUAUGCUAUUGCAUGUUUCGUUGAACUUGGUAAUAGGAAGGGCUGUCCCGUGGAAGAGCUUGUUUUCUGCUGCUCGACAGGACUCAAGCCAGUAGAUUAAAAGGACAAUAAAAGAGAUUCCAAUUAAACUAAAUAUUGUGCUGAGAGUUCUAUAUCCCAUUAUAAUUCUCUUCUCAGUGGAAUAGGGAUGCUGGUGGCGCUGUGGUCUAAACCACUGAGUCUCUUGGGCUUGCCGACCAGAAGGUCAGGGGUUCGAAUCCCCGCGAUGGGAUGAGCUCCCGUUGCUUGGUCCCUGCUUCUGCCCACCUAGCAAUUCGAAAGUACACCAGUGCAAGUAGAUAAAUAGGUACCGCUGCGGCGGGAAGGUAAAUGGCAUUUCCAUGUGCUCAGGUUUCCAUCAUGGUGUUCUCUUGCGCCAGAAGCAGUUUAGUCCUGCUGGCCACAUGACCCGGAAAGCUGUCUGUGGACAAACGCCGGCUCCCUUGGUCUGAAAGCGAACUGAGCACUGCAACCCCAUAGUCGCCUUUGAUUGGACUUAACUGUCCAGGGGUCAUUUAAGAUAUGAGAGGAGCCAGAGGCCCUUUCUCACAGAGCACAAUGUUGGGGGGAGUCCUCUUUCCAAGCUCUGUCUCGCACCCAGUUCCUCCUAAGCUAGCCUCGUGCUGCCUUCAGGGACGGUGGAGAAUCUUGCCCCCAUUCCCAGGGCUGCCCUAAGAUUCAGCUGUCCAUCCGGUUGGAUUCUGCCUGUGGAAUUGGGAGUGGGGAGGAUGGUGAAAUCCUGCCCUUUUGCCUCAGUCAGCAAAAUGUGUUGGGCAGGCCCUGAUUCUCCCGUGCUCGAAGUUAAGGCUGCAGCCCCUGUGCAUACGGCUGUAUAGCAUGGGGCUUACUUCUAAGUCAACCUGGAUUGGGUUGGGCUGUGACUCAGCUGCAGCGAUCACAACUGAAACAUGUCGGGAUUCCUUCUGUGUCCUUUUGGAGCCAGAUCAGUGAUGAACGAGAGCGAGCGAGAGACCCGGGAAGGGCACAUGGAUGGCUCGCAGUGCACUCUCCCGAUCAAUGCAAUGUAAUUAAAAUGUUAAAGCGUGUGUGUGUGCUCUUGCAUGCAAGAAUUAUUCAGGCUGCCCUCUGUCACUCCUUCACCCCUUUGGCACUGAGUGACGUCCUGCUGGCCAUGUGCAGCAAGGUCUGCCGAUGCCUCCAGGGGCCUCUUCCAGUGAUUAUGGAUUUAAAAUAAAAAUAAAAAGAGAGAGGGGCUGGGCUGUGCCCCUAUCCAGACAGGGACAGCCUAUUGUCUAUGCUCUGGUAACCAGAGCCGUCUUUCCCAUUGGUGAUAGUGGUUCAUUGCACCAGGGCACCUACCUCUCAGGGGCGAGUGAGGGAGCUGCGCGGCUUUGCUGGCAGCCUUCCCUUUCCCAACACAUUUUCCUGCUUGAUCGCCUCCACCACGCCAGGGAUCAGGGCUGUGGGGGAGGCAGAGGACAUUUUCCACCGCCUCCUCCCUUGUUUUGGAGUUGCUGGGGUGGGGCGCACCAGAGGGAUCUUUGCACUACGUUGCCGGAUAUGCUUAAGACGGCCCUGCUGGCAAACCUCUAGGUUAGAUUACUGCAAUGCGUUAUAACAUGGGGUUGCCUCUGAAGAUGCGUCAAAAACUUCAGCUGGUGCAGAAUUUGGCAGCCAGGUUGCAAUCCAUGGCAAGACGGUUUGAGAAUAUGACAUCAACCCUGGCCCAAAUGUUCAGGGCUGCCGAUUAGUUCCUGUGCCCAAUUCAAAGUGCUAGGUUUUGACCUAUAAAGCCUUAAAUGGCUCAGGACCGCAAUACCUCAAGGGCUUCCUCUCCCCAUAUGAACUGACCCAGACCUUGCAAUCAUCAUUUGAGGCCCUUCUUUGUGUGCCUCUGUGAGGUUUGGACAGUAGCAACAUGAGAAUGGGCCUUUUCUGUGGUGGCCCCCCAUUUGUGGAAUGCUCUCCCCAGGGAGGCUCUCCUGGUGCCUUCACUGAAUAUCUUUAGGCACCAGGCAAAAGCAUUCCUUUGGCUGAUUCAACAAUCUACAGCCUUUCAAACCGUGUGUGUCUGUGUUUAAGGGGGAUGCUAUUGUUUUGCUUUGUGAUUACAGUAUGCAUUUUUGUGUUUUCCUAUUGUAAACCACCUUCUGGUCUUCAGAUGAAGGCUGGUAUAGAGAUUUAAUCAAUAUAAUUAUUAAUAAUUAUUUGGGGAUGGGAAGGCAUGUGCACCUUACCUCCUUAUUCAGGCUACUCACCCACCUCUGUAUCAAAUCAUGAACUUUCAGAAACAACUUCAGCCUUAUGAGCAAACCAGGGAAAGUCCAUUCUUUCAUAUUCCCUGGAACAUGUGAGUUUAGCCCAGUUCCUCUCUCAGCCCAACCCUUCUCACAGGGCUGUCCUGUGAGACAAAAGGAUCAGAACUAUGAGGAACUAUCUGACUGCGAGAGGUACUUAUGGUUGCACAAAUUGCAUGGAUAUGUGCCAGUGGAAAAACGCGAAGGAGGCCCCAGAUGUCCUUCAAAAGAGAGAGAGAAUGAUAUCAUUUCUCUUCGACCUGCCCAAGUUCACGAGCAAUUUGCCAAAUCAUAGUGAGGUUUUGCCGUCCAUCCACGCCCUCCUCAAGGGGCACAGUCAGUGCCAGAUGAGGUUGGCACAGUUCUAGGCAGUGGAGGGUGGAGGCCCUGCUCAGAGCUUGCGGGAAACCUCUCUGGGCUUUCCUGGUUCUUUCAUAGGCUGUCACCAGGGUUGUCCACAGAGGCGGGGGAAGAGUGUGCAUCACGGGGGAAAACCUUGGGCAAGAGAGGAAGGCCAUGGCUUCCUUGGGCUUCUGCAUUAUAUAAUAAGAUAUUAUUAUUAUUAUUAUUAUUAUUAUUAUUAUUAUUAUUAUUAUUUAUACCCCGCCCAUCUGGCUGGGCUUCCCCAGCCACUCUGGGUGGCUUCCAACAAAAUAUUAAAAUACAGUAAUGCAUCAAAUAUUAAAAGCUUCCCUAAACAGGGCUGCUAGGACUUGCUGAUCAGAAGGUCGGCGGUUCAAAUCCCCGCGACGGGGUGAGCUCCCGUUGCUCGGUCCCUGCUCCUGCCAACCUAGCAGUUCGAAAUCACCUCAAAGUGCAUGUAGAUAAAUAGGUACCGCUCCGGAGGGAAGGUAAAUGGCAUUUCCGUGCGCUGCUCUGGUUCGCCAGAAGCGGCUUAGUCAUGCUGGCCACAUGACCCGGAAGCUGUACGCCAGCUCCCUCGGCCAAUAAAGCGAGAUGAGCGCCGCAACCCCAGAGUCGGCCACGACUGGACCUAAUGGUCAGGGGUCCCUUUACCUUUACCUUUAAUGCAUCAAACAUUAAAAGCUUCCCUAAACAGGGCUCCCUUCAGAUGUCUCAUUCAAGGGCAGAAGCAGCCGUUUGUGGAACGGGGAAGUUCUGCUUAAUCUAAGGUUACCAGAUUUUUCCCCCAAUGAAUCUGGGGACACUUUUCAACUUCAGUUGAUUUUGUAUGGGGACUGAUUUGUAAAUCCGGGGACUGUCCCCAGGAAACGAGGACGUCUGGUAACCUUAGCUUAAUCCUCCUCUCCAGGAUCACCUCCCCCACCCCCCCGCCGACGUCUUUGUUGCGAACUUCUCAAGGAAGUGCCAAAGUUUUGUGGUGGUUGGCAGCCGGUGCUGGGUGUGUUGAGGGCAAAGCCUCUGCUUUGCAUGCCUUCACAUUUCCAGUUGAAAUGUGGGUCUCUGGUCUGAUGAGCUCUGGCUGAUGGUCAGCGUAGACUCGGGUGGCUUUAAAGGGUGGCUGGGAGGAAGAGGCUACUAGCCCCAAUGGCUGGGCUCUGCAGCGUAAUGCUGGUGGUCAGCAAAAGAGGUUUAAAGACUCUCUCAGGGGAAAUCUUUAAAAAUGUAGGAUAAACACCGACAACUGGGAAACACUGGCCUGCGACCACUCCAAUUGGAGAACAGCCUUUACCAAAGGUGUUAUGGCUUUGAAGACACUCGAACUCAGGACGCAAGGGAGAAAUGUGCUAAGAGGAAGGCACGCUUGGCAAACCUUCACCGUGAUCAACUCCUGCCCGGAAACCUAUGUCCCCACUGUGGAAGGACGUGUGGUCUCCACAGUCACUUAUAGACUCACUGUUAAGACCAGGCUUCCUCAACCUCGGCUCUCCAGAUGUUUUGGGCCUACAACUCCCAUGAUCCCUAGCUAGCAGGACCAGUGGUCAGGGAUGAUGGGAAUUGUAGUCUCAAAACAUCUGGAGGGCCAAAGUUGAGGAAGCCUGGUUAAGACCUUGUUUAUGGAAGAUGAUCUUACUUGGCUAGGAGGGAUCGCAGAAGAAGAAGAAGAAGAAGAAGAAGAAGAAGAAGAAGAAGAAGAAGAAGAAGAAGAUGUCUCCGCAGUCAGUCAGCGAUGCACCCGACUGCCAGUUGCUGGAAGCCGCUGGAGGGAAGAGUUGCUCUCAUGGCUGGGUCCUUACUUGUGGGCUCCCCAAUGGGGCAUCUGAUUGGUCAGGGCUGGAUCCAGCAGCCAGACUCUUCUUAGGAUCUUUCCCUGACCUGAUGCCUUCCAGUUGUUUUUUGGACUACAGCUCCCAUCAGCCUCAAUGGAAUUUUGCGUUUCUUCAAACAAAAUGUGCAUGCUGCUUAAUUGUAAGCAACGGGCUGUGCGCAACUGAGUCCUACUCAGAGUAGGCCCAUCGAAAUUAACAGGCCCAAGUUAGCCAUGCCCAUUAACUUCAAUGGGUCUACUCAUUGCGUAACAAACCCAUUUCCUCUAAGCCAGGCUUCCUCAAACUCGGCCUUCCAGAUGUUUUUGGCCUACAACACCCAUGAUCCCUAACUAGCAGGACCAUCGGUCAGGGAUGAUGGGAACUGUAGUCUCAAAACAUCUGGAGGGGCGAGUUUGAGGAAGCCUGCUCUAAGCCAGCCUUUAUCAAGCUGUGGGUCCCCAGAUGUUGUUGAACUACAACUCCCAUCACCCCUAGCUAGCAAGGCCAGAGCUCAGGGAUGAUGGGAGUUGUAGUCCAACAACAUCUGGGGACCCACAAGUUGAGAACCACUGCGUUGCAAAGAAUAUAAAACAUACCUUGAAGCUGUCAAUAAGAAUCAAAGUUAAAGGAGCUUGGAAAAAAAGCUAAGCACAUAAAUUAUUCGCUGGGGAAAGGACCGAUUAAAAGACGUCAACUCCUACGCAUCUGCCUAGGCAGAAAAGAUUUUAGCAAAAAGAAUAUGGUGAAGAUCAAUGGGCGGGGAGUUCCGAUGUGCAGGAGCUGUUACACUAAAAAAAUAAGGAGAGAGAGCUACGAUUCAUACAGUUGUGGUGUCCUAGGAGUUGUAAUCCAAAACUUCUGAAGGGCACCAGUUUAGGGAAGGCUGGGAUAGGUUGUAAUUGUUAUUGAGGUUUUUUUUUUUGGGGGGGGGGGAGAGAUCUGUUGUGGGGAUGCCAAGGAACCUGAGAACCAGUGCGAAGCGAUAGCAAGAAUGUAAGAGAGACUUGGCUUCAGACCCCUGCUCACUCAGGAAUAACUUUGCCUCAGUCGCCGUGAUACCGCCUGACUCGCUCCACAGGCUCAUUGUGAAGAAGAUAAUCUUAGCCCAGGCACUGCCAAGCUCUGAGCUGCUGGGAGGAAGAAAAGUUGGGAGUUAACUUUUCCAGCCAAAAGGAGAGAACAAAAAGCAGCCUUCGGAAUCUCCAAGGCAAGGGAGAAGGAGCUGUAUUGAGAGGAUGGGGCCCUUCUGCCCAUUUUACAGCUAUUACUGAGGCAGCCCAUUAAAGCAAUUUUAAAAUGCCUGUGAAGCCAGGAAUAAUGGGCCGCCGCUCAAUGACAGAAGUCCUGCCUUGCAUGUUGAAGGUCCCUGCUCUGUUUGGGUGACCCUCCCUGCCUGAAACUCCGCAGGGAUGCUGCCAGCCAGUGUAAACAAUGUUGAGCUAGAGAGACCAAUGGUCUGGUUCAGUACAAGGCAGCUUCCUAGGAUCCAGACAGACCAGGAGAAGAUGCCAGAGGUAAAACAUAAUCACAAACAAAGGAGACUUUGCUGCCCACCCCCAACACAAGUCUUUCUUGCCAGAAGCGUUUCUGGCAAGAGAUUUUGAGGAAAAGCCACAAAGGAACUUGAUUCACAAUUGCUAGUUCCUUGUUGCUUCCCCCCCCUCUAAAGUGUGAGGCGAAAGCCCAAAUAUCCCCGCCUCCUGCUCAGGCAGCUGCUUCUCUAAAGAAGUUAGACAGGAUGCAACAGAAGGAAAUAAAAGGGUGGGCAAUGGGCACUGUGGUAAACAGGGUGUUUGCAUCCUGGGGUGAGGACACCCUGGAUCUGCUAAUGCUCUGUGAGCGCUAACAAAACUUUGCAGGACUUUGCAAUACCCAGUAUCGCUGCAGAAAGCCACAGAGCUCUAAGGCUGAAUAUAAACAGAUGUAAAAAACCCCCCCAAACCGCUGUCAAAAUGCCUAAAUAUAUAUAUAUAUAUAUAUAAUGUAAAAAUAUAUGUGGAAUUUGCCAUUGGCUCAUCAGCGCCAUCUAGUGUCACAUUUGUAAAAAGGUAAAGGUAAAGGGACCCCUGACCAUUAGGUCCAGUUGUGGACGACUCUGGGGUUGUGGCACUCAUCUCGCUUUACUGGCUGAGGGAGCCGGCGUACAGCUUCCAGGUCAUGACUAAGCCGCUUCUGGCAAACCAGAGCAGCGCACGGAAACGCCGUUUACCUUCCCGCCGGAGCGGUACCUAUUUAUCUACUUGCACUGGUGUGCCUUUGAACUGCUAGGUUGGCAGAAGCUGGGACCGAGCAAUGGGAGCUCACCCCAUCACGGGGAUUCGAACCGCCGACCUUCUGAUCAGCAAGUCCUAGGCUCUGUGGUUUAACCCACAGCGCCACCCGCCUCCCUGUCACAUUUGUACAAUGCACUUAAAACGCACUUGUAUUUGCAGCUGAGUCCUAAAAGAGGAUUGGACAAAUUGAUGGAGGGAGGACUAUAAAUGACUGCUAGCUAUAACUGCUAUGCCCUGCUGCCACAGCUGGAGGCAGCUAUGCUUCUGAAUGGAAGAUGCAGAAGAGAGGGUUCUGAUUCUCAAAUCCUCCUUGUACUUUGGGUUACACUUUGGGGCUAAUGUGCGAACAGGAUGCUGGACUAAGGGGGCCACUGGCUUGACCCAGCUGAAGACUCUGCUCAUGUUCUUAUGUAAAGUUGUCUUCUUCUUUGGUGAUCACUUGUAGCCGAGUAAAAUUGUCUUCCGUAAACACGGUUUUAAAAAUGAGUCCGUAAGUGACUGUGGAUCCACAUGUCCUUCCACAGUGGGGACAGAGGUUUCCGGGCAGGAGUUGAUCACGGUGAGGGUUUGCCUAGCGUGCCUUCCUCUUAGCAUGUUUCUCCCUUGGGUUCUGAGUUCGAGUGUCUUCAAAACCCAUAACACCAUUGGUAAAGGCUGUUCUCCAACUGGAGUACACACAGGCCAGUGUUUCCCAGUUGUCGGUGUUUAUACUACAUUUUUUAAUAUUUGCCUUGAGACACUCUUUAAACCUCUUUUGUUGACCACCAGCCUUACGCUUUCCAUUUUAAAGUUCAGAAUAGAGUUGUUGCUUUGGAAGAAGGUAACAGGCAUGGACUGCUUAGUUAACAUGAGGCACAUUAAAACAUCAAUCGCCUCCUCUAUCCUGCUCCCUUCCACCUUCUGCACCAAAAAAAUCUUUAUAUAUUUUUUUUUAAAUGAUAUUUAUUGAAAUUUUUUUUUAAAAUUACAGAAAAAGACAAAGCAGAGAAAGAAAAAAGAAAAAACAACAACAACAAAAAACCAAGCCACAUCCAACAAUACAAAUUCAAAAAACAAAAAUACACCACAAACAGAUAAAAAUAAAACCAUCAUUCUCAAAUCUUCAACUUUCAUUACCUUCUUUCUUUGACCUCCUCCUCCUCCCUUUUUUUGGUAUCCCAGUUAAUAAUUAUCGCAGCAAAUCCUUUCCAUAUUUCAUAAUAUUCUGUCAUUACAUUACCUUAAUCUAUUUUCAUCUUAUCUUAUAAAAAACCUUAAAACUUAAAGCUUAAAUCUUUUUUUUACCCACUUCUCAUAACCAUAAUAUUCUUGCCUAAUUCUUUAAACAUUUUUGCUAGAGCCAAGUAAUUUCGUUCCAACAUUUUCCUAACAGUCAUCAAUUUUAUAAAACAAUCCUAGUGAUAAAAAAAAGAAAUAGAAACAAUCCAAUCUUCAUCUACCGUCCCUUCCUCCUGGUCCCGGGUUUUGUCAGUCCUUUUAUCCCAUCGAUCUAGCGCAUUAACCUGGUAACCUUAUAUCCGAGGCCCUUAAGUCCCUUCCGCAGCUCUUUGCACCAAAAAAACCUUUAAGGCACUAUUUUUUGUUGGGUUUGGCUUUCAUCAUGCUCUAUCCCACCCAAAGCAGGUCAGCUUUAAGUUCUGCAAAAGUGGAAGUUAAAAUGCACGAGUUAUUUUUUAAGAAGUAUGCAUGAAUUAUUCCCUUAGGUCCAGGCAAGAACAAUGGUUCCUCUAAGUCCAAAGGACAAUCCUGAGGCCCAAGUCUUUUAUAAAAGUGGUUCCUGGAACUGGAAGUUUGACCUGUCCUCUCAGGUCAGCAAAGCAACGUAUGUUAGAGCAGGCCAUUUAAAAACAACGGGAUGUACAGUUUCAAAAAGGUUAAGAUGUUUUGAGACGCGAAAGGUUGCACCCUGCAUUUUAGUUGGUCCAAAUAAAGGUUAUGUAUUUUCAUGCCCUGUGGCUCCUGAGACUUUCUUCCUUUCUUUCGAAAACCGUAUCGCCUGUGCCAGAAGUCAUUAGUCUGUUUUUCUCUUAAAUUGUUUCAACACAAGACAGUUGACCGUUUUCCUGUCGCAAGAACAAUGCUGGGCCUUGAGCCUUCUCAAACAAGUUCUUGGCACUGAACCUUCAACCUGUGCCUUUCCUCGGGUCUCCUCAAUCUUCGGAGGAGCCACCACUGUUGCUCUUUUGCAUUCCUCAGUCGGCUGAAGUUUCUUCCGUAAAGGCAGGGACGCAGGUGGCGCUGUGGUCUAAACCACUGAGCCACUUGGGCUUGCCGAUCAGAAGGUCGGCCAACCUAGCAGUUCGAAAGCACACCAGUGCAAGUAGAUAAAUAGGUACCGCUGUGGCAGGAAGGUAAACAGCAUUUCUGUGCGCUCUGGCUUUCAUCACGGUGUCCCGUUGUGCCAGAAGUGGUUUAGUCCUGCUGGCCACAUGACCCAAAAAGCUGUCUGUGGACAAAUGCCGGCUCCCUCAGCCUGAAGGUCAGUGGUUCGAAUCCCCACGAUGGGGUGAGCUCCUGUUGCUCGGUCCCAGCUCCUGCCAACCUAGCAGUUCGAAAGCACAUCAAAGUGCAAGUAGAUAAAUAGGUACCACUCCAGCGGGAAGGUAAAUGGCAUUUCCAUGUGCUCUGGUUUCUGUCAUGGUGUUUCUUUGCGCCAGAAGCAGUUUAGUCCUGCUGGCCACAUGACCCGGAAAGCUGUCUGCGGACAAACGCCGGCUCCCUCGGCCUGAAAGCGAGAUAAAUGCCGCAACCCCAUAGUCGUCUUUGACAGGAGACCUUUACCUUUUGUUACCUUCUUCCUUAAAGAGCCUCUGCAUUUGAUGCUGGUGAGAUUUCAUUGCUUGUGUUCUUUGCGAGGGAAAGAAGGAUGCAUUUUUUUUUAAAUGAGAAGAGCCAAGAGGGGCCCAUUGAGUCCACCCUUACCUGGGCCAACCAGAUGCCCCCAAGGGAAGCCCACAAGCAGAACUCUGCCCACUUGGGAGUCCCAAUAACUGGGAUUUGCAGGUAGACUUCCUCUGAAUAGGGAGGCUCCAUCUGUUCCCCAUAGCAGAUCAGGGGUCAGCAACCUUUUUCAGCCGUGGGCUGGUCCACCGUCCCUCAGACCAUGUGGUGGGCUGGACUAUAUUUUUGGGGGGGGAGGGGGAAAUGAAUGAAUUCCUAUGCCCCACAAAUAACCCAGAGAUGCAUUUUAAAUAAAAGCACACAUUCUACUCAUGUAACAACACGCUGAUUCCUGGACGGUCCGCAGGCUGGAUUGAGAAGGCGAUUGGGCCGCAUCUUGCCCUUGGGCCUUAGGCUGCCUACCCCUGCAGUAGAUCACAGAAUUGUAGAGUUGGCAGGGACCCUGAGGAUCAUCUAGUCCAACCCCCUGCAAGGUAGGAAUAUGCCGCUGUCCUAAGCAGGGAUCGAACCUGCCACCUUGGCUCUAACCAGCUGAGCUUUCCAGUGCUGUAGAUGUGUUUAAGAAUUUCAGAAGAGCCAGGCUGUGGGUAGAUCAGGCCAAAUGUCCACCUCAGUUCAGCAUCUUGUCCUCUCUUUGGCUAACCUGAUGUCUCUUCUGCAAGCAGGAACCUGAGCACGGGAGCAGACUCUGACCUCCUGUGUCUUCCAGCAACCGGGAUUCAGGAGCCUUGCUGCCUCCAACUGCAACUAUCGUAGCAGCCGGUUGCCAGAAACCUCAGGAAGGAAGAGCCCUCUUGUGCCCAGGUUCUGCUAGCCAGUUUCCCAGAGACACUCAGUGCGCCCCGUGGGAAUAGGAUUCUGGACCAAGAUCAUACCUUCCAACAUUUCUCCGAUGAAAAUAGGGACGUCCUAAGGAAACGGCGUUUCCGUGCGCUGCUCUGGUUUUGCCAGAAGCGGCUAAGUCAUGCUGGCCACAUGACCCAGAAGCUGUCUGUGGACAAACGCCAGCUCCCUCGGCCUAUAGAGCAAGAUGAGCGCGCAACCCCAGAGUUGUCUGUGACUGGAGCUAACGGUCAGGGGUACUUUUACCUUUAAGGAAAGGCAGGACAUUCCAGGAUCAAAUCAGAAACUGGGAUGGCUUAUGUCAAUCCAGGAUUGACCCUGGACACUUGGAGAGUCUGCUACAUGGACCAUGGGCCUGAUCCAGCAAGCUAUUUACUGUUCUUAAGCCCCUGCUCUUGGCCCACAUCCACAGCAGAGGCAGCCGGCAGGGUUGGCCCACCCAUGAGGUUGUUGGGAUACUGCCAGGGAGACAAAGGCCAUCAUGCCUCCACGUCGAUUCUGGAUGAUCCAUCGAUCUCCCGUAGAUACAGUAUCAGUCAAUUAGCGACACAAGCCUCAGAAACAUCUGUCCACAGAUUGACAGAGGUGACCUGCUUCAGGUGGCGAGAUCCCCAGGGGCAGCAGACCCGGCCGACAAGGAAUGUAUCACCUGCUGCUGCAGUGGCAGGACAGCAGCAACUGUGGUGAGCUCCCUGGAGGCCAGAUCUAGCGCCUCCUCAGCACACCCACCCAUGCCACUUCUACAGUGGCCUCUUGGCACCACUGGUCUCCUCCCACCCUUGUUCCUGAUGGAGAUCUUUGCGCCUCAGCCGAGGCUUCUUCAUGCUCCGUGUGCACUGUCUGUGCAACGGGGUCCCAGGGCAAGGCCAGGGUGCAGCGGUUGCUGCUGCCAGUUGAGCAUGCUAGGCUUUCUUGGGAAACCCCUCUGCCUGGUGCUUUCCUUCUCUCCUACCCCCUCUGACCGGCAUCUACCUGGUGGCUUUUGGCCAAGCUGCUGGCUGGCUGGGCCCCUGCCAAGGCUCCAUGCGUCUCUCUUAAGAACAUUUGCCGGUAUCGCUUGCGCUCAGCGGGAGUAAUCCCAGAGAAUUAGCUACAGCCCAGAGGCUUAUCCUUAAAGCUGCUGCCACUGUUGCUGUUACAGCAGCGUUUGGAGUCAGUUGUGGCGAUGAAGUUGUGGACUGGGCAGGUUGCAGUGGGCUGCCCUAAGAUCCUGCCUGUCCAAGCCCUGUUUGCACAGUAGCCCGAUGAAAAGCCAGGCUCGCCAUCCAGCCCACAUGCGACGGAGGCAACGGGCGGAGAAAAUAGGUUGUGAGCUGUAGGUCACCCAGCCAUGCAUUAAAAGGACAACAAACAAUACAAGCAACACGAAGACCAGUCUACUAGAUAGCGCUGCAAUUCUUAUUCAUGGUGCCGAAGUAGUAAGUGAAGAACAACGUAGGACAGUGAUCCUGGAUAAUCUGACUGUUUCGCUGGAAUCUUCUUCAGCACAACUACAAAAGAAUUCAAAUAUAAAACAAUGACCUGUGUACAUUAUAUAAACUUCACACAUUACAACUUACUACUUCAGCACCAUGAACGCCUAAAAAAGUUUUACCGCUUAGCCCACAGGGUAGCAUCUAUUACUUUGUUUCAACCAUAGACUUAUACUUCUACGGACUUUCAAAGAUUGCCAGACGUGUGUUCAUUUGCUUUCAAAUAUAUUAGAGAAUUCACAAGUGUACACAUUUUGAUUUUUGUUGUACUAAAUCAUGCAUAUUAUGCAAUAAGAAUUGCAGUGCUAUCUAGUAAACCGGUCUUAGUGUUGCUUGUAUUGUUUGUUGUGCUAAGUUUGCAACACGGGUUUGUUGUUCUGUAUUGGUGACGCAUUGAAAGGAGUCAGAGUUGCUAUGAAGGUUGUUAAAGGACAGUAAAGGCAAGUGACGGUCUAGUUCACUGCACUCCUAGCUACUGCCAAUGAAACUGUGCCUCCUUUUAAUGGAUGGAUAAGGAACCUGUGUGGUCCUCCAGGUGUUGCUGUACUACAACUCCCAUCCUCCCUGACCACUGGCCAUGCUGAGUGCGAUUGAUGGGAGCUGGAAGUUUAGCAAUAUCUGGAGGGCCAGUGGUUCCCCAUCUCUGAAUUAGACCAUCGCUUGCCUUUACUGCCCCUGGUUUCCUGCGUCGCAAUUCUGUGUUGUCACAGUUGGAAAACCCAACUCUUGGUUGAGUUUUCAUACUUGCUCUUCUUCUCUACCCCCCCCUCCCCAAUUUACGCAGUAACUCAAACUUCCUCUGGUGCAUAGCCCGCGGACACUGCCUGCUGGUCUUCAACGUGCCCCUGCUUCCUGCCACCCAGGACGACGUCACUAUGAGAGUGCUGCUUUUUGCCUUCCUGAUCGAAGUGUCCCUCUCCUCUUUGGUUCCAGGUAAGUGAGUUUGGAGCGAAGCCAAUUGGCCCAUCCCCGCGUGCAAGAACUGCACCGCUCUGAGCACUUUGGGGGUCUUCCUAAGGAACUUCGGAAGGUCGCAGGUUCAGUCCCUGCAUGGGACAGCUGCAUAUUGCUGCAUUGCAGUGGGUUGGACUAGAUGAUCCUUGAGGUCCCUUCCAACACUACAAUUCUACGAUAAAUGUUUGCUCACUUCUGGCCUGGCAGCCAUUCUCCCACCCAGCUCUUUGGCUGAGCAGCGAGUGAAGUCAAGGAGCCAUUUGUAAACACUCAGGUGAGGAGGAAAGAUGUCAACACCAGGCAGAGCUUUGGAAGAGGACUUUUUAAAAGUGCCGGCGACUGAGUGCUGCUGUUAUAAGAAUAUUGUUUUUAAUACUAGGCCACACAUAGGCAUGUCUGUUAUUGGCGCAUAGUAAUUUCGUUAUGAGUGGUUAGCUCUCCGCCUUCAUCCAGACAGAUUAAGCUAAGGGAUUAGUCCUUCUCUCACAAAUUGUAUGGGGGGAGGGGAAAUUAUUUGGACCACCCAGGGGGUUAAAAUGCACCUGGAAAGAAUUGGAGAGGCCCAUCUUCCUGGCACAGCUGCCCAGCAACCAGCCGGUUCCUGCAAUCAAGACCAUGUGCAAAGCAGACAGACAGCAGGCGCUGUUGUGAAAACAGUUGUGAGCAAUUCUUGUGAGCAUGCCAGGCUACACACGCCGCACAUUUAAAGCGCAUGACUUUUCCCACCGCAAAGAAUUCCGGGAACUGUAGUUUACUCACUACAGGGCUACGGCACCCAGUGGCCUUAAAAAACUACAGUUCCCAGGAUUCUACGGGGAACUAGGUUGUGUGCUUUAAAUGUGCGGUGUGCACACAGCCCCUCUUGAUCUGCGGUGCAGAGCUCCUGAGGACGAAUGUGGACUCCGCCUGCAAUCUUUACGCAAGCCCUGGAGGCGACAGGGCGCCCUACGGCCUCCAGUCACCCUUGUCUUCUUUCCUCCCAAUUGCAGAGAAGGAGAAGAACCCCCGGUUCUGGCGAGAGCAGGCCCAGGAGACGCUGCGGAGGGCCCUGAGCUUGCAGGAGCUCAACACGAAUGUGGCCAAGAAUGUCAUCCUCUUCCUCGGGGACGGUGAGAUCUGGGGCAUGGAGCGGUGGAAGUCUGUGGGAUGGGAAAGGGGGCAAUAGAGGGCUUCAGACACAAAGGAGGAGGGCAGGACUUGAAGUCUCCCCAGACUGCUGCUCCCUGUUAGACCCAGAUAUGCUUUCUCUAUAGAAGGGAAUACACCCCUCCACAUAUUUGUUGCUGGGGUCUGUAUACGUGAAGUAGCGUCUCUAGCCCCAUCAUUUAGCCCGUACACUGAGGUCCAGCUCCGAGGGCCUUCUGGUGUUUCCCUCACUGCAAGAAGUGAAGCUACAGGGAACCAGGCAGAGGGCCUUCUCGGUGGUGGCUCCUGCCCUAGAUACCAAACUGAUAAACAACAAAUUGACUUUUAGAAGACAUUUGAAGGCUUCAGCAAAGUUUUUAAUAGUGGAUGUUUUAAAUAUUUUGUUGGCAACCCAGUCAGAUGGGCAGCAUAUCAAUAAUAAAAUUAUUACUAUUAUUAUUAUUAUUGCUAUAAUCAAAUAUCAUCCAUUUUUUCCCCAAGGUUACUUUCACAAAUGUGUUCACCUUUAUGCAAGCUUUCCCCUCAAAUAGGCUUCUUUGGGUUUUGGUGCACACAGUGUUUGCUGGGAGAAGUGCAUUGCAAAAUUCUGAAAAGUUCAAAUGUGGAAGGAUAAAUCUCCUUCGGUUCACAUUUUGUUCAGGAAAGUGUGAGCUGGCUUGUGCCUCCUCGCCCUGAUCCCGAGUUCUUCCCUUUUAUUCUUACAUGAAUCAUGAGAAUGGAAAGCUUGAGUCAGCUUUUUUGCUCUCCCUGUCCCUAUUUGGGGCCAGAUUGCCUGUCAUUACCUGGCACUGGGUGGAACAGGGACUUUUCCCACGGGUCACAGUUGGCACAGGGGUGAAUCCAUCCAGCCUGGUUUUCCUGAAUUUCUCAUUUUCCCAUUCUGCCUGGUUCUGAGUUCAGCCCUCCACAUUUCCACAUCAGUUUUACGUCUACAGCCUCCCUUCCUCCCUGAUACGCACUUUUUGCGCAAAGCAGUUUCUGUUGGGAUACUGCCGGGGAGACGGGGCAUCAGGCAGGCCCCCAGCUGGCUCCGGACGAUCACCGGUCUCCCGUGGAACAGCAGCAGUCAGCCAGCGACAAUGAGCCUCAGAUACGUUUAGAGACCCGUGCACAGCAGAGUGUGUAAAUCUCCACAACGGAAGAGGCAAACAGAGAUGUGCAAGCAUAACGUACAGGAUUUUAUUCAGCAUAGCUCAGGAACAAAGGAAAACAUGUCUGCUUGCCUUCGUUUCCAGCAAAAACAAAACAGCAGUAUAGCAAAAGCAAAAUACAACGGAAGUUCCCAGCAGACUGUGCUGGGAGUAAACAGGCAUGUGAUACACAAACGUCAUGCCUGUACCCUUUUAAGGUGGAAUGGAACUAUAUCCUAACAUCCUCCCCCCUUCCAUGUAACCUGUAGUACCUGUGGUUCAACCCAAUUGCAACCUCUGUACCUAAAUCUUAACUUGUUCUCUGUUAACAACCUUAGGCAACAGAUCUGCAGGAAUUUCGUUUCCUGGCAUGUAGGACACUUGAAUGAGUCCCUUCUGAAUACACUCUUCUGCACGAUGUAACUAUAUAGCCUAACAGUUUCCACUAAUGUAAUGCCCUUUCGAUAUGUUGCUUUUCACCUAUUAUAUGUGUUUAUAUGCACGCUUAACAUUCCGGUGUAUUAAUUUCUGCACACAUUUCAGGGAACUGGGGAACUGCAUUGCAUAAUUCAGAAAAGUGCAAAUUCCCAAGGUCGGCUGGGUUUUGGUUUGAGUGCAGUUUCACCAACUGCGGGUAUUAGGCAGGUUCAACUUUACAUGCCAACUGGAUGUAAAGGCCUUUCCCAACCUUUCUCACGUGUGGUUCUUUUGACUGUAGGCAUGGGAGUCCCCACGGUGACAGCGGCUCGCAUCCUGAAGGGGCAGCUGAGCAACAACAAUGGGGAAGAGACAGUCCUGGAAAUGGACCGGUUCCCCUUUGUGGCUUUGUCCAAGGUAAGGAGACCUCUCCAGCCCUGCCUCUACUCCCAUUCUCUUCUUUUUGAUGGCCAUCACAAAGGCUGUGGUCCUUCUUUACUCGGGUGAAGAUAAGACAGAAGGUCUGCUACCCUGUGAUUCUUUUAAAAAAUAAAAAAGAUAAAAAUAAAAACCCCUUUCUUUAAAACAUGUGGAGCCUCACCCUUUGAUUCCAGCAAACGUAUGUGGAAACUCGUAGUUAACAGAUUCAUGCACGCUUAAUCUCUGCGCUUUUACUCAGAGGUACGUCCCAUCAUCGACUUCUGAUGUUCGAGUUGUUUUAAGUGAUGUUGUUUCAAGCUGCCAAAAUGGCAACGCCCACUGCUCAGGAGUGAACAAACCUCGAGGUUUAUAAAACAGCACCAAAAUAUAUUCUUCUUCUUUGGCGAUCCCUCGUAGCAGAGUAAGAUUGUCUUCCAUGAACACGGUCUUAACAGUGAGUCUGUAAGUGGCUGUGGAGGCCAAUUCUGGAUCCACAUGUCCUUCCACAGAGGGGACACUGGUUUUCGGGCGGGAGUUGAUCACAGUGAGGGUUUGCCAAACAUGCCUUCCUCUUAGCACAUUUCUCCCUUGCGUUCUGAGUUUGAGCAUCUUCAAAGCCCAUGACACCUUUGGUAAAGGCUGUUCUCCAACUGGAGCGCUUGCAGGCCAGUGUUUCCCCAUUGUCGGUGUUUAUACUACAUUUUUAAGAUUUGCCUUGAGAGUCUUUAAACUCUUUUGUUGACCACCAGCCUUACGCUUUCCAUUUUUAAGUUUGGACUAGAGUAGUUGCUUUGGAAGAUGAUAAUCAGGCAUCCACACAACAUGACCAGUCCAACAAAGUUGAUGUUGAAGAACCAUUGCUUCGACACUGGUGAUUUUUGCAUUAGUUUGCCUGCCUUCCCAAGUGAUGUGUACAAUUUUUUGGAGACACCAUUGACAGAAACUUUCAAGGAGUCGGAGAUGGCGUUUAUAAGUGGUCCAUGUUUCACAAGCAUACAGUAAGGUUGGUAGUACAAUAGCUUUGCAAACAAGCGUUUUGGUUUCCCUGCGAAUGUCGCAGUCCUCAAACACUCUGCACUGCAACUGGGAGAAAGCUGCACUUGCCGAGCUCAGGCGAUGCUGGAUUUUGGCACCAAAAUAUAUUAAAUGGUGGAAGGAAACACCCGAAGCAUCCCAGUGAAGAAUGGUAGUGCUCUGUGGCCAUGGAACGCUGACCAACUUCUGCAGGAAAUCUAGGAACAAAAACAAGACCCUUGGUCCAUCUAGCCCAGCCAUGCCUACACUGACUGGCAGAAGCUCUCUCCAAGGUUUCAUUUUUUUUUAAAUGAUAUUUAUUAAAAUUUCAAAAAAAAUACAAGAAUUACACAAAAACAGAAAAUAAAAAAUACAAGAAAAUACAAGAUACAGAAAAAAGAAUAACAAAACCCUUAUUAAGUACCAAAUUAGACUUUCCCCCCCUUUUGAAUCCAAUUUAAUCCUACUCACGGGUAGUUGCUUUCAAAGUCCAAUUGUCCCAGAAAAAAGGCAGCGCUCUCCGGUAACAGCUUCGCGGCUUCGCUCCAUGGAAGAAGCACUUAGCUCACAGCACCACGCCACCCCCGCUCCGCUCCAGAGCCCGUUGCCGAGCUCCUUUUGCAAUUGGGGGGGCGCAAACGGUGCCCGCUGAGUCCCACGGUCACAGGCUUCACCCGCCUGUGAUUUUUGGAGGGUCCCUGCUGCGCCGUAGCGGUACAGACCCAAUUUCCGUAGAGCCGGUUCCCUCCGAAUCAGAGGGAAGCAGCCAUUACCGAUGGCGCCACCCCGGAAGUCCACUCUCGCCAAGGUUUCAAGCAGAGAGCCUUUGCCCACUCCUGCCUGUUAGGGACUGAACCUUGGAAAUGCAAAGCGGUUGCUCCAUCGCUGAGGAGGGUGCCAGGUGGUCUGAGGCUGAUUUAAAUGAUCAAGCCGGUCCUUCAAGAGGGGCUGUGAUGCCAAGAGACAUACUGAUGGGGAUACUGUAAAACAAAAUUCACAGUGCUUUGCUGAGCCUGGGUGUAGCCUGAAUCCAGUGCCCAGGCUGGCAAACUGGUACGCAGAGCAGAUUCACGUGGCAAGAGCAAUGUGGGGCAUUCUCCCCUUGCCCCAUUUCUAGGGAUGUAGGGAUGCAGGUGGCGUUGUGGGUUAUACCACAGAGCCUUGGGCUUGCUGAUCAGAAGGUCGGCGGUUCGAAUCCCCACGACGGGGUGAGCUCCUGUUGCUCGGUCCCUGCUCCUGCCAACCUAGCAGUUCAAAAGCACGUCAAAGUGCAAGUAGAUAAAUAGGUACCACUCUGGCAGGAAGGUAAAUGGCGUUUCCGUGCGCUGCUCUGGUUUGCCAGAAGCGGCUUAGUCAUGCUGGCCACAUGACCUGGAAGCUGUACACCGGCUCCCUCGGCCAAUAAAGCAAGAUGAGCGCCCCAACCCCAGAGUCGGUCACGACUGGACCCUUUAACUUUACCUUUUAAGGAGGCAGCAAUUUCCUUUUUUUCUGAAGUUGUUUUUAUUAAGUUUUCCAAAAUUUCACACAUAAUAAAAACUCCCUUCCCUGACUUCCCAGCCCCUUUUCAUGGUGUUUCUAGUUUUCUCCCUCUAAACCUUAACAAAACUACUAUAAUAUUUAACCCCUCCUGUUGCCCAUCAUUCAAAUCCUGCUCACGGGUCCAGCCCCCGGACAGCUCCCCCCCCCAGACGACAUCUGGAAGCUGGCCCUUUCCAGAGCAACUCCUUAAGUGCCUCGCUGUGACAAAAACAAACCAACCCCAACCUCUCUCACCACCAAAGGAACACAAGUGAACAACACAAGCAACGCUGACACCAAACUCUACAUACAUUAAACAUAAUAGAAACACCGCCACCCGACCCCACCCCAUCCAUCUUCCCUCUCUCCACCCCCCCUUUCUUUUUUCUUUCUUUUUUUCUUCUCCCCCUAAUGCCUCAACAAAUGAAACGGAUUUGUAAAAAUGUUACAUGAAGAAAAGAAAAAAUACGAGGCACUACACUUCUGUAAAACAAGAAAAUCCUUAAUAAAAUAUUUAAAUAUUUAAAAAACAACAACAACAGAGCAAAUUCCUCCCUGCCCCAGCUUGGAAUCUGCCUUCUGUUUUGGCUGGUCUUGUGGCGGAUGCAUUCACAUGUUUGGUAGACCACCCCUUGUGCCCUGGCGGGGUGACUCUGGGUCAACCGGCUGCGAGUUCUUCUUAAAAAAGAAAGAAAGAAGAAACACAAGAACAAAUUGCACAGGAUUCCCUGCCCUGAUGCUAUUCCAGGUUCUUCUUAAUGGGAUUCUCAAGUAAUUUGUGAGCAUUAAAGAAGAAAACAAAGUAGGGAUAUCACCCCUGCCAGUCAGUGCAGGCAGUACUGAGAUAGAUUGGGCAGAGGUGCUGAUCCAUCAGCUUCCUAGAGUAAGCUACAGUACUGGUGCCAGCAGCUAGAUGCAGGCAAGCGGUUUGUGUGCUCCCCUAAAACACGUUUAUUAGGAAGAGAGCCCUGUGGAUCACAACAGGACCUACAGUGGUACCUCGGGUUAAGUACUUAAUUCGUUCUGGAGGUCCGUUCUUAACCUGCAACUGUUCUUAACCUGAAGAACCACUUUAGCUAAUGGGGCCUCCUGCUGCCGCCGCGCCACCGGAGCACGAUUUCUGUUCUCAUCCUGAUGCAAAGUUCUUAACCUGAAGCACUAUUUCUGGGUUAGCGGAGUGUGUAACCUGAAGCAUCUGUAAGCUGAAGUGUAUGUAACCCGAGGUACCACUGUACUUCUGAGCGAGUGUGCCCAGGAUCUCACAACUGGGCCCUUUUCACAGCCCCCUGCUAAGGGACCGUCCCAACCGCCUGCAGCAAGGAGCCCCUUCAGCAAAUUUGUGGGCUGCAUCAAGAAAACAUUCUGUUUGCACAGACCCAGAGUCAAUAUGUUUUCCUGGACGAACGCUGCGUUCCAGUGUUCUGAGAGGCUGGACGGCAUUCUUCCUCCCAGACUCAAGAAACUCUGUUUAUUCCCCACCCCACCCCCUGAUCAUCACCAGUUAUCUUCAUUUUCCUAUUCAGGAAGUUUAAAAAGGUCCCUCCCAAGUAAGAUGCUCUGUCCGGUCAACUUGUUUUUGUCAUCCUCAGCCUGCUCUGGGCCAAGUGGGGGAAAGUCCAAACUUCAUAUGGGCAGGCCUCCAAGGGAUAAUUUGUCAGGGGCCACCAGAAGACCAGAAGCUUUUCUCUCUCACACAGUUUUUGCUACCCUCCUUUCUCUCUGUCACCCCCCUUUUUCAUUCUCUUUUUCGGCCACUCUCUUUCUUUCCUUCUAUCUGUUGAUCUACCUGUCAGGUGCUGGUUUGGUUGCUCGAGAGCAAACAGGGAAGACUCCAACUUGUCUUUUCCAGGCUUUAUUAUCCGUACAAACUAUUUACAGUGCAGAGCGUCACAAGCCUAUGUCUGCUCAGUCGCUGGCAGAAUCUGGGAGUGGGCGGUCCUUAUACCUUCCCCAGCAUAACAGUCGUGUGACCCCCAUCCUUCUCCUCCCCUCUCUGCGCCCAAACCUACUGCGCAGAGUGGGCGCUGGCAAAGGGGGACUUGCCUCCCCUCCGCUUUGCUCAGGCUGGGUGCUGAGGCUCCCCCUAGCAUCUUCUGAUCCCUGCACCCCUUCCCCACUGGAGGCGGGGCUUCCCUCCUAGCCAGAGGAAGUACUGCUUCACAAGAUAUUCAGAAGCUCCUCUGGAACACAACUGCCCUUCCACCUCUCACCUCUGGGCUGAUGGCAGUUCCCUGACGCUACCCAUCUAUUGAUCUUCCUUUUUCUUUUUUUAAAUAUAUUUUUAAAUUAAGUUUUACAUAACAAAUUUAAAUUCAAACACAUCAUUCACCUCUUCAAUUAGGAUUCUCUGAACCCCUUGACUUCCCUCUGCCUUUCCAUGGUUACCAUUAUAAAUCUUUCUUUCUUUUUUUUUUAAAAUAAAUUUUUAUUAAUUUUCCAAACAUAAGAUAAGAAAGCAAACAAUACACAAAACACCGACAUACAAACAUAUAAACAUGUAUAAUUUCAUAGCCAUUUUUCAUAAACCUUACUUUCCGGACUUCCCCAUACCUCCCCUUUUCUGCAUCCUUGUUUUAUAUUUCUUCAGCAACUCCUCAAUCAACUAAUUAUUCAGUUCAAUUUCUUUUAAGUUCUUCUAAUAUUAUUAAUUACAGCUGCAGUUCUCUGUUUCCCAACCCCUUGACAUUUUAACAUUCCUGAAUUUUGCAACAAGUUCUAAGAUAAACUUUAAAUUUCUUCCAAUCUUCUUCCACUGUCUCUUUCCCCUGGUCACGGAUUCUGCCAGUCAAUUCGGCCAGUCCCAUAUAGUCGAUCACCUUCGUCUGCCAUUCUUCCAGUGUGGGUAGUUGUUGUGUCUUCCAAUACUUUGCUAGAAGAAUCCUUGCUGCUGUUGUCGCAUACAUAAAAACGUCCUGUCCUUCCUUCUCACCAAUUGGCCGACAAUGCCCAAGAGAAAAGCCUCUGGUUUUUAGGGAAGGUCCAUUUAAGAACCUUCUUAAUUUCAUUAUAGAUCAUUUCCCAAAAAGCUUUUAUCCUCGGGCAGGUCCACCAAAGGUGAUAAAAAGUACCUUCAGUCUCAUUACAUUUCCAACAUUUGUUAUUGGGCAGAUGAUAAAUUUUUGCAAGCUUGACUGGGGUCAUGUACCACCUAUACAUCAUUUUCAUAAUGUUUUCUCUUAAGGCAUUACAUGCCGUAAAUUUAAUACCGGUGGUCCACAACUGUUCCCAGUCAGCAAACAUAAUGUUAUGACCGAUAUCUUGUGCCCAUUUUAUCAUAGCUGAUUUCACCGUUUCAUCCUGUGUGUUCCAUUUCAACAGCAGAUUAUACAUUCUCGACAGAUUCUUAGUAUUGGGUUCUAACAGUUCUGUUUCCAAUUUUGACCUCUCCAUCUGGAAACCUAUUUUCCUGUCCUGUUUAAAUGUCUCGUUUAUCUGAAGGUAGUGCAACCAAUCUCGCACUUUGGACUUUAAUUUCUCAUAGCUCUGUAAUUUAACUUUUCCCCAUCUUGUUCUAGAAUUUCACAAUAUUUUGGCCAUUUAGACUCCAUAUUAAGUUUUUUCACCUCUUUAGCUUCCAUUGGUGACAACCACCUGGGAGUUUUACUUUCCAAUAGAUCUUUAUACCGCAUCCAAACAUUGUAUAAUGCUUUCCUAACAAUAUGGUUUUUGAAACCUUUAUGCUGUUUUACCUUAUCAUACCAUAUAUAUGCAUGCCAACCAAAUCUAUUAUCAAACCCUUCUAGAUCCAAAAUAUCUGUAUUCUCAAGAAGUAGCCACUGUUUCAACCAGCAGAAAGCCGCCGAUUCAUAGUAGAGUCUUAAGUCCGGCAGGGCAAACCCCCCUCUAUCUUUAGCAUCAGUUAGAUUCUUAAAUUUUAUUCUGGGCUUUUUGCCCUGCCAGACAAAUUUAGAUAUAUCUUUCUGCCACUUCUUGAAACAGUCCAUCUUGUCCAAAAUCUGCAAUGUCUGGAAUAAAAACAACAUUCUAGGCAAUACAUUCAUCUUGAUAACAGCAAUUCGGCCUAACAAAGAAAGUUUCAACCUUGACCAUAUUUCUAGAUCCUUCUUUACCUCUGUCCAACAUUUAUCAUAAUUGUCCUUAAAUAAAUUCACAUUCUUAGAUGUUAAGUUUACCCCCAGGUACUUUACUUUUUCGUUAUCACUAGUCCUGUUUCAUUCUGAAACUUCUCUUUUCGGCCAAUGUUAAAUUUUUAUCCAACACUUUCGUUUUCUGUUUGUUCAGUUUAAAUCCUGCUACUUGACCAAAUAUCUCAAUUAGUUCUAAUACUCUUUUAGUACUAGUAUCUGGCUGUUGCAAGGUCAAUACUAGGUCAUCUGCAAAUGCCCUUAACUUGUACUGUUUGGCUCCGACUUGUACUCCUUUAACCAACUGGUCUCCUCUAAUCAUAUUUAACAAAACCUCCAGGACUAAUAUAAACAAUAGAGGGGAUAUUGGGCACCCCUGUCGUGUACCUUUUUCUAUAGGUAUUUCUUCCGUUACCACAUUGUUUACAAUUAACUUUGCUUUUUGUUUAGAGUAUAUUGCACCUAUACCAUUUUCAAACCCUUGACCUACCCCCAUCCCUUGGAGAUUCUUCUUCAUAAAACUCCAACCAAUAUUGUCAAAGGCUUUCUCCGCGUCCACAAAAAUUAAAACAGCCUUCCUAUUAAUGUCCACUUCUAACAGUUCCAAAAUGUCUAUAAUGUUCCUCACAUUGUCCGACAUAUAUCUCCCUGGAAGAAAGCCAGUUUGGUCUUUAUGAAUCUCCCCUACCAACACUCUCUUCAGUCUUUUUGCCAUAAUGUCCGUAAAAUUUUGUAAUCCACAUUAAGUAAUGAUAUAGGGCGGUAGUUUUUAACCUGGUUCUUUUCAGUCUCAGUUUUCGGUAUAAGUGAGAUAAAUGCUUCUUUCCACGACUCUGGUGCCUUUUUCCCUCCAAAAUUUCGUUACAUACUUCCUUCAGUGGUUGUACUAACCAUUCCUUCAACACUUUAUAAUAUCUGGCGGUCAAACCAUCUGGUCCUGGAGCUUUUCCCAAUUGCAUCUUCUGAAUGGCACCCUCUAUUUCUUGUCCUGUUAUUUUCUCAUUCAAAUAUAAAUCUUUCUUUCUUCUGCUUUUAUCUUAUCUUCUCUAAUUCAUAAUUCAUUUUUCCAAAGUUUUUUGUACGUUACAAGCAAUACAGUGGUACCCCUGGAUACAAACGGGAUCCGUUCCAGAGCCCCGUUCGCAUCCAGAAGCAAACGUAUUUCGCCGCUUCUGUGCAUGCGCGUGACGUCAUUUUGAGCGCAUGCGCAAGCGGCGAAACCCGGAGGUAACGCACUCCAUUACUUCCGGGUUGCCACGGAGCGCAACUCAAACGCGCUCAACCUGAAGCGCAUUCAACCCAAGGUAUGACUGUACUCAAAUCCUGCCAAAGUUUUUCCAUCUACAUGUAUUGAUCUUUCAAUCUAUUGAUCAGCUAUCAAUCUUCUUUCCUUCUUCCUUCCUUCCUUCCUUCCUUCCUUCCUUCCUUCCUUCCUCCCCCCUCUCUCCCUCCCACCCAUUUUCCUUUCCCUUUCUGUCACCAACUUUCCCUCCUCCAUCACCCCCCUCUUUCCAUCUCUCCAGGCUGUCAAGGGAACAAUCUGCAUUGCUGCUGCCACAAAGGGCUGUACUGAUUGCUUGCAGAGGGAUUUUGAAAUUAGGCCGGGGCCACAUAAAACUAGGUCAAUGUGCCGCAGGUCUCCCGCAUGCCCCUUAUAUGGCACGGGUGCAGAUUCCUCCCCAGCUUUUUUGCACCCAUAUUCCAUCCCAAUGCUCUAGGCAGCUUCAUACCCCAGCCCAACUGCAGCCGAGGUUGCUACGAUUCCUCAGGUAUUUUUAAUUUGCGCUACGACAUUUUUAACUGGGCUGCCGCCAGUGUGAGGACUGAGGCAACAAACAUCCCACCUGCAUUCUAUUCAAUUGUUUUUUUGGUCUUCUCUCCUAACAAAUUGGUCCUUUCCCCUCUAUUUGACAGUGCUGGGUAUUUUUAAAAAUUGUUUUAGUGAGUUAUAAUGUAUGUUUAACUCGUGUGUAAUGUUUUAUUAUGUUUUUAUAUAUGUUGGAAGCCGCCCACAGUGGCGUAGCGUGGGGGGUGCAGGGGGGGCCGGCCGCACCGGGCGCAACAUCUGGGGGGGGAGCGCGCUCGCACUCGCAGCUCUCUGCCCCUACUAAAAUCCACGGGUUAGGGGGCGCAAAUUACUUGCCUUGCCCCGGGUGCUGACAACCCACGCUACGCCACUGGCCGCCCAGAGUGGCUGAGGCAACCCAGUCAGAUGGGCGGGGUACAAACAAACAAACAAACAAAAUUAUUAAAUCUAUAUGUUUGUUCUAUUUAUGCUUCAUUGUUUUUUUAAUGAGUUCUCUUUCCCCACCCCUGUCUCUACUUUUUAGCUGUCAGCCACCUUGAGUUCCUGUCAGGAAAAAAGCCAGGAUAUAAAUGAUGAUGAUAAUAAUAAUAAUAAUAAUAAAAAUAAACAAAAUAAAAUAAAAUAAAAUAAAAUAAUAUUGACAGACGCACCAGGGGGGAACUGAGGAUGUUCGUGGGCUUUACUGCUGUGCAAUGGGGAAGGGCUGCCAGCCAUGGGGCUGAUCCUGCCUCAGAGCCUUAUUUCAGGCUUUCUCUCAGGGAUUAGCUCACAGCUUGGGCAGCAGAGGCAGGAAAAAUGUAUGGGGGGCGGAGAGAAACUCAUCCUCUCCAUCACACCAAGUAUCUGCCCUACCAUGUUCAAACUCUUUAUUAUUAUUAUUAUUUCAUUAGGUAACAAUUACACGCUGCUUGAUUUUAAGCCCUCCUCAAAGCAGUUGGAAGGAUAAACUCAUCCAUAAGAAAAACCAACAACGAUCAUUUAAAGCUUUUGAAAAGUUAAAAUAACGAUCGACUGAAAAAACAGAUUAAAACUCGCGUCAACUUUCUAAACGUCUGGGUGGGCUCGUAUAAACAAAAAUCUUUUUAGCAAGCGCCAAAAAGAGCACAGCAAAGGGGCCUGCUAGAUAUCAAGGGGCAGGGAGUUCCAAAGUGCCCUUUUUUUUACUUUUCAUUUUUACAAAUGCGGAACGGGUUUAUGUGGCCCCUGUAAAGGUAAAGGGACCCCUGACCAUUAGGUCCAGUCGUGGCAGACUCUGGGGUUGCGGUGCUCAUCUCGCUCUAUAGGCUGAGGGAGCCGGCGUACAGCUUCCGGGUCAUGUGUCCAGCAUGACUAAGCCGCUUGUGGCGAACCAGAGCAGUGCACGGAAACGCCGUUUACCUUCCCGCCAGAGUGGUACCUAUUUAUCUACUUGCACUUCGUGCUUUCAAACUGCCCUUCUGCCAUUGCUCCCCGCAGACGUACAACACGAACGCCCAGGUCCCAGAUAGCGCUGGCACAGCCACGGCUUACCUGUGUGGGGUGAAGGCCAACGAGGGGACGCUGGGGGUCAGCGCGGCUGUGACGAGGUCCCAGUGCAACACCACGGCGGGGAACGAGGUGACCUCUAUCCUCAAAUGGGCAAAGGCGGCAGGUGAGUGGGACAACGGGUCCAAAAUCAGGGGUGUCCAGUGGCUCCUUCCGACAGAUAACUUUUACUGCCAGAGUUGGGUGAAAAUUUAUUUAUUUAUUUUAAAGCCACUUGCUGUUUGGAAGCAACGUUGUUUGUGUGCCCUCUGAAUGCAAAAGUGAAAAGUUACUGGUGCUUUUCUGGGGGCAGGGAUGCAACUCAGGGACAGAGCCUCUGUUUUGUAGGCAGCAGGUUGCAGGUUCAAUCACGGGGGGCUAGAUUCCCAGAGAGCAGCUGCUUGUCAAUGUCAGAGAAACUGAUCUAGAUGAGUCAGUGGCCUGACUUGAUCCAAGGCAGCUUCCUAUGUUCCCAGACUCUCCAAGUCUGGGAUUUUCCAGGGAUUUUCCAGGGACAGUCCCGGAUUUACAGAAGCCGUCCCGGUUUCUAAUUUGAUCCUGGAAUGUCCCACUUUUCCUUAGGACAUCCCUAUUUUCAUCAGAGAAAUGUUGGUGGGUAUGGAGUUACACGACCCCCGAGCCAAGGAGAUGAGUAACUAUACAGUGGUACCUUGGAAGUCGAAUGGAAUGCGUUCCGGAAGUCCGUUUGACUUCCAAAAUGUUCGGAAACGAAGGCAUGGCUUCUGAUUGGCUGCAGGAAGCUCCUGCAGCCAAUUGGAAGCCGCAUCAGAUGUUCGGGUUCCAAAGAACGUUCACAAACUGGAACACUCACGUGUUUGGGAGCUAAAACGUUUGAGUUGCAAGGCAUUCGUCGACCAAGGUACGAUUGUACAACCUUCAGAAGACAGCCCUGUAUAGGCAUUUUUUUUAAUGUUUAAAGUUUUAUCAUGUUUUUAUAUAUGUUGGAAGCCUCCCAGAGUGGCUGGGGCAACCCAUUUAGAUGGAUGACGUAUAAAUAUUAUUGUUAUUACGGCAUAAAGGUAAAGGGACCCCUGACCAUUGGGUCCAGUCGCAGCCGACUCUGGGGUUGCUCAUCUCGCUUUCUUGGCUGAGGGAGCCGGCUUGCAGCUUCCAGGUCAUGUGGCCAGCAUGACAAAGCCGCUUCUGGCGAACCAGAGCAGCGCACGGAAACGCCGUUUACCUUCCCGCCAGAGCGAUACCUAUUUAUCUACUUGCACUUUGACGUGCUUUUGAACUGGUAGGUUGGCAGGAGCAGGGACUGAGCAACGGGAGCUCACCCCGUCACGGGGAUUCGAACCGCUGACCUUCUGAUCGGCAAGUCCUAGGCUCUGUGGUUUAACCCACAGCGCCACCCGCGUCCCUAUUACGGCAUAGGAUGUCCCUAUUUUGAUCGGAGAAAUGUUGGAGGUUAUGUGUUCCUGUUUAAGCCAGCCCUUCCUUCUGAACCAUGAGGAGUAGAAUUUUGAUUUUUUUUUAAAGGAAGGACCGUAGCUCAGUAGGAGGAGGGACACAGUCCACAGUCUACAUAAAGAGGCCUGGAAGAUCACAUCUGGUGAUCUAAGGCUUCCCCACCCCUGUUGACAUCCUAAUAAUAAAUUUGGUUUAUUACUCACCCUUCACCCUAAGGCCCCAGGGCAGGUCAUAACAAUUCAAAAUGCACCAGCUUUGAAACACAUUGCAAGAGUAAAGCUCACUGGUUGAUAAGGCAUUUUGAAAAUCAUGGGCUUUGAGAGAUAAAUGCUUGCUUAUUAUUCCGUUAACAGCACAAUCAAGAGCAAGUACCUCCAAAUUAAAUGUGGCUUAUUCCCAAGGGUACAUAAGAUGGCAGCUUAGGCUUUACCAUCACUCAGCCUGUUAUCUGCGCUUUUAAGACAAGGCCUGGCUUUUAUCAAUACUUUUUAAAAAAUCCAUUUGUUCAAUAUGGGGCUUCAGUGAAAAGUUGCUGGAAUUUUCCACUUUUCUCCCCAAAUGGGGGAAGCAUUUUUAUUUGUGGGUCUUUCCAGAUCCAGAGCUGAACGUUGGGUUUUGCUCUCAUUCUUGUGUGAAAAUAGGUGGGCUUUUUUUUAACCGCCAAGCAAAAGUUUCCUCUUAAAACUUCACUUAGUAACAGAUUGCAGAUAGCUUUCUGGAAGGGUGUCAGAAUACUUUAACCACAAUAAGUGCAUUGUCCGGGACAAGAGCUGGACUUGAGACUGGUUUGAUACGCAAGCAAAACAGAAUCUUCGUGUCCAAGUUUUCGCAGCAUUGGAGAGAAGGGCUGUAUUAAAAGCCCAGUGGCAAAGCACAUCAAUUUGCACAUGGAAGGUACCUGGUUUAAUCCCUAAAAUUGCUUGAUAGGCCUGGAAACGGCUAUCUGGUUGCUACUAGCAGGUGGCGCUGUGGGUUAAACCACAGAGCCUAGGGCUUGUCGAUCAGAAGGUCGGCAGUUCGAAUCCCCGCGACGGGGUGAGCUCCCGUUGCUCAGUCCCUGCUCCUGCCAACCUAGCAGUUCGAAAACAUGUCAAAGUGCAAGUAGAUCAAUAGGUACUGCUCCAGCGGGAAGGUAAACGGCGUUUCCGUGCGCUGCUCUGGUUCGCCAGAAGCGGCUCAGUCAUGCUGGCCACAUGACCCAGAAGCUGUAUGCCAGCUCCCUCGGCCAUUAAAGCAAGAUGAGCACCGCAACCCCAGAGUCGGCCACGACUGGACCUAAUGGUCAGGGGUCCUUUACUUUAACCAGGAUGGCUAAGCUUUGCCUUUGUGGUUGGAGGCAGCCGUGCUUCCAAAUACCAGUUUCUGCUGGAAGCCACAGGAGGAGAGAGGGCUCUUGUGCUCAGUUGGGUCCUGUUUGUUGGUUUCUCCUUGGGGCAUCUGGGUGACCCCUCUGGGAUCAGCACACUGGACUACAUGAGCCAUUGGCCAGAUCCAGCAGCCAGGCUCCCCAUUCAUUCUUAACAGGAAGGAGCGUCUCCACCCCCAUUGUUCUGCCCGGACACUGAGGUCCAGUGCCGAGGGCCUUCUGGCAGUUCCCCCAACAGGGAACCAGGCAGAGGGCCUUCUCGGUAGUGGCACCUGCCCUGUGGAACGCCCUCCCGCCAGAUGUCAAAGAGAAAAACAACUACCAGACUUUCAGAAGACAUCUGAAGGCAGCCCUCUUUAGGGAAGCUUUUAAUGUUUAAUAGGUUAUUGUAUUUUAAUAUUCUGUUGGGAGCCACCCAGAGUGGCUGGGGAAACCCAGCCAGAUGGGCGGGGUAUAAAUAAUAAAUUAUUAUUGUUGUUGUUUAGUCGUUUAGUCGUGUCCGACUCUUCGUGACCCCAUGGCCCAGAGCACGCCAGGCCCUCCUGUCUUCCACUGCCUCCUGCAGUUUGGUCAAACUCAUGCUGGUAGCUUCGAGAACACUGUCCAACCAUCUCGUCCUCUGUCAUCCCCUUCUCCUUGUGCCCUCCAUCUUUCCUAACAUCAGGGUCUUUUCCAGGAGUCUUCUCUUCUCAUGAGGUGGCCAAAGUAUUGGAGCCUCAGCUUCAGGAUCUGUCCUUCCAGUGAGCACUCAGGCCUGAUUUCCUUCAGAAUGGAGAGGUUUGAUCUUCUUGCAGUCCAUGGGACUCUCAACUGUCUCCUCCAGCACCAUAAUUCAAAAGCACCAAUUCUUUGGCGAUCAGCCUUCUUUAUGGUCCAGCUUUAUGGUCCAGCUUAUUAUAUUAUUAUUAUAUUAUUGUUAUAACAGUCUAAGGCAGCUUCCAGCACCCCUGGACUGCAUCCCCUGGUAAGUACCAGGAGCAUCUGAGCAGAUACAGGAGGGCCCUGGAUUGACCCUCUCCAGGUGAGGCUGGGAACAUCUCCUGCCUGAAAUGAGCAUAGCACAAGGUCUGAAUCAUAGAGUUGGAAGGGACCCUGACGAUCAUCUAUCAGUGUUUCCCAAACUUGGGUCUCCAGCUGUUUUCGGACUACAAUUCCCAUCAUCCCUGACCAGUGGUCUUGCUAGCUAGGAAUGAUGGGAGUUGUAGUCCAAAAAAACAGCCGGAGACCCAAGUUUGGGAAACGCUGAAUUCCAGUCCACCCCCUGCAAUGCAGGAAUAGACAGCUGGCCCUUAUGGGGAUUGAACCUGCAACCUCUGCGUUACAUCUGUUCAUGAUAGAAAAUUUGUGUGAUUAUACAUAUAUGAGAAAAAUUCCACCAGGAUAUUUAUAAAACGGGAAGCGCUAAGUCACGCUGCUCAAAGAAGCGGCCCUCUUUAUCGUCGCCGCUGAAAUGUUUUGGAGGAGCCAAAGGCUCUGAUCCUUCCUGUUGUUGUUGUUGUUUUAAAUGAAUAAACAGAUGGAAAAUGCCAAGAAAACAUUGCUUUUGAAAAAUGCAUUCUGUUGAUGCUGAAAAAACAACAACCAAUCCAACGUUUUGGACAUGAGUCCAUAGUUAAAUGUCUGAAGAGAAACCUGUUUGAUCGCUGUCCCUUCAUGGCCCAGCUGGUUUGAGUGGCCUCGGUGGUCACACUGUGAUUUUGGGGGUGUGGGCUGGAACGAAAUCAGAUCAAAGCCUGACAUUUGCAGGUGCCCACACUCGGAACCUCUCUGCCCACUUUUUCUCUCUUUCUGCCAAACAGAGCGCCUCUUUCCAUGGAUCAGCUGGAAACCGCGAUUAAAAAUAAACCCUCGGGUUCCCCCUCGACCGGGGUGUGUGCCCCCAGCUCCAAUUACAAAGGAGGCUUGUGCCUGGCCUUGCCUUUAUCCAUGCUGCCCCCAUGGGGCUGGUGCAGAGAGACGGUGGGGGAGAAGGAAGGAAGUGCGAAAAGCGAAGGGAUGAUCUGGAGGAGACACAGAGCGCAGUUGUUCUGCUUGUUCUCCGUGGGCUCCGAGGGACAGGCGAGGAGAGCCAAAAAUCACUCUCGGCAAGAUGAUUAACUCCGCAGAGCGGAACAAUGUUUAACCGGCUGUGUCGAUAGACAGAAUAAUGUGUUUUCAGCAGCACGGUUUGACCCCGUUGCAUGCCCAAGAUGUGAGAGGGGUCAUUUAGCUUGGGAGAAGAGGGGAGGGAGUUUGGUGGCGUCUUGCCCAGAAGGGGUUUUUUUGAGCUUGGCUUCUGUGCCCGCUGAGUUUUGCCAAAGUUCAUGCCGUCGGCCCUGGAAAGCCUCGGCCUCCAGGCCUCCAGGAUGAAGAGCGCAUCUUUGCCUUGACGGUGCGCUUCCUUUGCUUCUCUGGUCCCAGGCAAAUCGGUGGGCAUCGUCACGACAACGCGGGUCAACCAUGCCACGCCGAGCGCGGCCUAUGCUCACUCUGCCGACCGGGACUGGUACUCCGACAACGAGAUGCCCCCUGAGGCCAUCCAGCAAGGCUGCAAAGACAUCGCACACCAGCUUUUCGAAAACAUCCCAGACAUUGAGGUGAGCGCGGGUCAGCCAAGAACAGCUGCGGGGCGGUUUUAAUAUAAGAGGGGAAGAAGGGCAAUGAAGAGUGGACAGGGCGGAGGGGACCUGGAUAGCUCUGUUGGUCAGAGCAUGGUUCUGAUAACUCCAAGGUUGCAGAUUUGAUCCCCAUAUGGGAGAGCUGCAUAUUUCUGUAUUGCAGGGGAUUGGAUCCUUAACAGUGCUUUUUUGGGGGGGAGACAUGGGGGUAUGCAUACCCCUAAACAAUUUGUGAAUCUACGUUUGGCCACAUUGAGGGGCAGUAUUUCAAUAUGAGUAGGAAAAUGAGUAGGAAAAUAGGGACGCGGGUGGCGCUGUGGGUUAAACCACUGAGCUUAGGGCUUGCCAAUCAGAAGGCUGGUGGUUCGAAUCCCCGCGACAGGGUGAGCUCCCGUUGCUCGGUCCCUGCUCCUGCCAACCUAGCAGUUCAAAAGCACGUCAAAGUGCAAGUAGAUAAAUAGGUACCGCUCUGGCAGGAAGGUAAAUGGCGUUUCCGUGCGCUGUUCUGGUUUCGCCAGAAGCGGCUUAGUCAUGCUGGCCACAUGACCUGGAAGCUCCCUCGGCCAAUAAAGCAAGAUGAGCGCCACAACCCCAGAGUCGGCCACGACUGGACCUAACGGUCAGGGGUCCCUUUACCUUUACCUUUUUAGGAAAAUGAGAGUACCCCUAAACAUUUUUAUUUUACUUUUUAAGAAAAAAGCACUGAUCCUCAGGGUCCCUCUAGAAUUCUAUGAUUCUAUGGAUACGAAAAGUGGGGAAUAUAAAUGAAAUCACAGCGUAUUUGGGGUGAUUCUAUCUCUCUUUGAUGAGCCAAUGUAGUGGUUAAAGCAGGAGUCAGCAAACUUUUUCAGCAGGGGGCCGGUCCACUGUCCCUCAGACCUUGUGAGGGGCCGGACUAUAUUUUUUUGAGGGUGGGGAUGAACAAAUUCCUAUGCCCCACAAAUAACCCAGAGAUGCAUUUGAAAUAAGAGGACACAUUCUACUCAUGCUGAUACCCCAACCGUCCACGGGCCGGAUUUAGAAGGCAUCUAGUCCACCCCCUGCAACGCAGGAAUCUCAGCUAAAGCAUCCAUAUCAGAUGGUUGUCCAACCUCUGCUUUAAAAACCUCCAAGGAAAAAGAGUCCAUUACCUUCCGAGGGAGGCCGUGCCACUGUCAAACGGCUCUUAAUGCCAGGAAGUUGAUCCUUUUUUGUAACUUGAAGCCAUUGGUUUGAGCCCUACCCUCCAGAGCAGGAGACCACAAACUCGCUCCAUGUGACAACCUGUCAGAUAUUGGAAGACGGCUCUCCUAUCUCCUCUCAGUCUUCUCUUCUCCAGGCUAAACAUCCCCAGCUCCCUCAAACAUUCCUCAUAAGGCUUAGUUUCCGAACCCUCCACCAUCCUGAUCUCUUCCCCCUCAGAUGUAGAGGUCCCUGGGUGAGACCUUGGGCCAGUCCCUGCCUCUCAGCCUAACCUACUUCGCAGGAUGGCUGUUGCGGGGAUUAAACAAGGAGAGGCAGAACGAUAUACAGUCAUACCUCAUGUUACGUUUGCUUCAUGUGACGUUUUUUCAGGUUGCGUCCCGCGGUGACCUGGGUUACUUCCGGGUUUCACUGCUUGUGCAUGCACAGUAGCGCUAAAUCACGCUUCACGCAUGCGCACAAGCACCAAAUCACGCUGCUCACCUGUGCAGAUACGGUGCUUCAGGUUGCGGGCUUUUCAUGUUGCGAACGGGCCUCUGGAACGGAUCCCGUUCGCAACCAGAGGUGCCACUGUACACCACUUGGAGCUCCUUGUUGGGAAUAGACGGGCUGGAAAUACAGCAAAUGAAGGAAUUUGGGCCCUUGGAUUAUUUUUUAUUAUUAUUAUUAUUAUUAUUAUUAUUAUUAUUAUUAUUUUAUUAUUUAUACCCCACCCAUCUGGCUGGGUUUCCCCAGCCCUGUCCCUAGGGCCCACCCCUCAAUGGUCUUCCCCCUGAAUGUUUUUGCCUGACUGGUACCUGUCCCUGGACUCAGAUAAUGCCUCUUGCCUGCAUGAAUGGAGGUCAGAGAGGGAUGCGUGGAAACUAGCUUACUGCGCGAAGGGAAAAAUUCACAUCAAUUGCUCCACCUGCUUUUGCCCCACCCCUGGCAUGUGCCAACCCCCCCAGAAGGCAAUGCGUCCCUUGGGGUUUCUAAUGGCUCCCCACCCCUGAGAUGAGUGGUCCGUUUAGCUCCCAGCACUGUCUCCUGGGACUGCAGAACAGCUCAAGCUCUGCGGCAAGCCUAAUAAUUAUUCUACUUUGUGCAGAAUGUACUAUGCCGUACGUGGGAAACCACGGCCCUUCCUCGGGCGUUACUCUCGCUCUCUGGUUUCGGUAGCAAGCAGUUAUUUCGGAGAGCAAGGUGGGUGGGUGCGAGAGGGACACAAAAGGGAGGAUCCAGCUCUGGGUGGAUUUAUUGCAUUUUCAGUCCUGCUCCAAGGAGAUCAGGGCGACUGAAAACGGCCUCCCUAACCCCAUGUUAUCCUCAGGCUAACCUUGUGAGGUUCAGGGGUCACAUGACCUCGUGGGAAACCUUUCCAGGAUCACAUGACAGUGGUGCAUAAGUGGGCGGAGCAAUAGAUGCGAAUCUUACAUUUGUACCCUUGGAUGAGAAGCUCCCUAAUGCGUACUUCUCAAAGCAAUAUUUGAAGCACAGCAGUCCUUCAAAAUUCACACUUCACCAGAUUUUGCAAGGCACUUCUACAAGCAAACAAUAAGCACAACAAAAUGCAUCCUAUUCUGGGGAAAUUGCUUACAGAACCGUGUUUAUUAUUAUGAUUAUGAUUAUACUGAUGAAUUUUCACAAAGAUCGAAACAACAACAGCUCAAAUUGCUGUGGAGAUGUGGAGAUCUGAAUUGAAGACUGGAAAAUUUAGAAAGCCAGGGAAGCGGAAAAUUGACAGAAUAUUUAAUCCCUGCCCCCAGCUCCCCUCAGAUCUUUCAUUUGGGGUGGGUGGGUGGGAAAAGCCUGCCUUCUUUCUCUCAACGCUUCAUGGUGCAUAGAACAUAUACAAAUUGAAAUUGGUUAAAGCAUGAGGAGUCUUACAGCAACAACAAAAAUCUUUCUUUUUUAAAAGGAAACACCUUAAAUUAGAGAUUGUGGGGUGAAUUACCAUCUAAAGACUUGGCUGGGUCUUGGGAGACAGACAGACCUCUCUGUCUGUCUUGCAAUGAGCUGAAAAACGGGUGGGAUGAAUGAAACAGAAUCACCCAUCCCACAACAUUCACAGAAAAACCUCCUGUUUCUUUCAGGCAAAUGUGGUUCUCUCUUCUUCUUCUUCUUCUUCUUCUUCUUCUUCUUCUUCCUCCUCCUCCUCCUCCUCCUCUUCCUCUUCCUCUUCCUCUUCCUCUUCCUCUUCCUCUUCCCUUCUUCCCUUCUUGCCUUGCAUUGCAACUUUCUUUGCAAAUCUUGGAAGUUAAACCAAGAAGCGGUUUGUCUCCCUGUGAGUCACAGUGUUUCCUUGGUUGUGCAUAAAGGAUCAUCUUUCUGCCCUUGAAUCCUGCUCUUGUGGAAGAUACACUACUGCUGUCCUGAUUUGAUUCCCUUUUAUUGAAAGCUAAAAUCUCUAGCCCAGAUGGCUAGAGGGGUGGGCUGUAUAAAAGUUGAGGAAUCAGGUGACAGCCCUAUGUUUUAUCAGUUGCACAGAUAUUUCAUCUGGAAGGGGGGUGGGAAAGGAAUUUGGUUCGGGAUCUGUACUUCCCGAAAGAAUAAACACACCUAAUCGCAGCUACUCUUCAAAAGCCCCACUUCUCUGAAUUUUGCAAUGCCAAAUGUUCCUGAUGGAUAAAAGUUUAUAUUGAAGGGAAAUGCAUUAGUGGAAAGGACAUAUCAAAAUCUGCUGGCAAACCUUAGGGGUAAUUGCAUGGGGGGAAAACGUAGCCUAGAAGAAAUUUGCAUUCGGAUACUGGCAAAAUUUUCCGGGGACGUUAACGAGAAACUGCAAAGCGGUGUGAGAAUUUGGAGAAGUAGAGAUUGGAAAAAUGAGGAAAACCCAAAAUGGGUGACUUCAUCUAUUCCUUGCCUGGAACAACAGCCAGGCUCUUGGCUGGCUGAGAAGGAUAGACAAAGGUUAGAAGCUUUUGGCGUUUCCCAAGCAGCUGAUUUAACUAUAUGCAGAUCAGCUCAAAGAAAGCUUUCAGAGCUGCGAGUGGAAAAGUUGUGCGAAUCGGCGGCUCUGAGGGGGGCGAGAGGGGAGGCCCUUAAGAAUGCAACCCAAGAAAGUCUCCGGCAGUGCAGACCCUUCCUCCUCCUCCUUCACGCCGGACCAGAGAGUCUGAAUUGUGUCUCUGUUUCCCACAACAGCUGUUCUCGUCCUCUGCCUUGCAACCCAAAGAGGCGAGAGAAUGCGAGUGAGCAGGGUGGCCUCUUCCCAGUCCCUGCCUGCACCUGGCACUCGGGCAACGAGCCCCUGUUGCUAUUCAGGCCCACUCUCUCGAGGACCCAGCCAGCAGCCCCCACCUCCCAGGCCCGUUUCCCCCAAACACAGGAAGCUGGCAAGGGCGAGAGAAUGCCAGGAGGCCAGAGGGCACCUCUCUGCAGAUGCACUCCGCGUUCAGGGCGAAGAGAAGCUUGAAAGAUGCGCCGUGGUGCCGUGCGUUAAUCUUUUAUCUGGGCCAUUGUAGCAGAGCGCAUCGGUUGCAUCGUCACAGCAGGGCACCCAAUGCCAGCUGGCACAGCUUGCCCAAAAGCACAAUCAAUGCCCAUUGUCUCAGGCAGUGGGUACAGCAGGAGGGGACACAGCUCCCCCUGGUGGUGGAAUGAUGCCAGCAGCGCCUAGAGGCGAUGCUGAUGUCUCUGUGGGCCGAUGUUCGCACGGGAGGUUCUGCGGGCAGCAAUGGAGGUGUUGGAUGACGGGCUGUAGCUGGGCACCCAUUUGGUGCCUUGUGUGGCUGGUCUGGUCUGAAAUGCAGGAAUCUUAACCAAAGUGUCCAUGAUAGACGGCUAUCUUAAAAAACUCAAAGAAAGGGGAGUCCAUAACCUUCCGAAGGAGACCGUUCCCACUUAGUCAGAAUCUCUUUUCUUGUAAUAAUAAUAAUAAUAAUAAUAAUAAUAAUAAUAAUAAUAAUAUAUUAUUUAUACCCCGCCCAUCUGGCUGGGUUUCCCCAGCCACUCUGGGUGGCUUCCAACAAAGUAUUAAAAUACAGUAAUGCGUUAAACAUUAAAAGCUUCCCGAAAGAGGGCUGCCUUCAGAUGUCUUCUAAAUGUCUGGUAGUUGUUUUUCUCUUUGACAUCUUGAUGGGAGGGUGUUCCACAGGGCGUGUGCCACCACCGAGAAGGCCCUCUGCCUGGUUCCCUGUAACUUGGCUUCUCGCAAUGAGGGAACUGCCAGAAGGCCCUCGGCGCUGGACCUCAGUGUCCGGGCAGAACGAUGGAGGUGGAGACGCUCCUUCAGGUAUACUGGACCGAGGCUAUUUAGGGCUUUAAAGGUCAGCACAGACACUUUGAAUUGUGCUUGGAAACAUACUGAGAGCCAAUGUAGGUCUUUGGAGCCAUUAGUUUGAGUCCUACCCUCCAGAGCAGGAGAAAACAAGCAUGUUCCCUCUUCCACACUACAGCCCUCAAAAUGCAGAGAAUAGUCACCCAGAGGUGGAUUUAGGGGGACGCGACCAUUUUGGUUGCAUCGGGUGCAGAGCAGUGCUGCAACUAUGAUGUAGAAUGGAAGGCUUGAGGCAGGGUGGGGACGCCAAAUUUUGGCGUUGCCCAGGGCGCCGCUGAAAUUUGAGACCCCAAGAUCUGCCAUUGUCAAAGACCUUCUCUUCCUCCAUGAAUUUGUCUAAUCCUCUUUUAAAGUCAUCCUAGUGUGUGGUCAUCGCUGCUUUCUGCCGCUGGGAGUUCCAUAGUUUUAACCACGCACUACAUGAAGAAGUCCUUUCUUUUAUAGGUCUUCAGUCUUCCAGCAGCCAGCUUCUUUGGAUAGCCACGAGUUCUAGUGCUGCUCUCUGUGCCGCUCAUAAUUGUAUAAACUUUCCUGUUGCCUCUGACUUAUCUUUUCUCUAAACUUUUGCUCCCCAACAGCUCGCAAUUCAGAGGUUUCGGGGACACGAGUGACGCUGUGGUCUAAGCCACUGUGCUUCUUGGGUUUGCUGAUCGGAAGGUUCAGGCAUAGGCAAACUUGGCCCUCCAGAUGUUUUGGAACUACAACUCCCAUCAUCCCUGACCGCUGAGCCUGUUAGCUAGGGAUGAUGGGAGUUGUAGUCCCAAAACAUCUGGAGGGCAGAGUUUGCCUAUGCCUGAUUCAGGGGUACCCUUUCCCUCUGCCAUACCUGAUGAAGCAACCACCAGACAUCUUUUAAAGACACAAACUUUCCUCUUAACUUCCCUGCCUGAAACCCUGAGGAUCCACUACUGCCGGUCAGUGUAGACAACACUGAGUUAGACAGGCCAAGGGUCUGACUCAGUAUAAUGCAGAGUCUUUUGGGUUUUUUAAACUCUUCAGCCUUUAAAAGUAAUCAAUAUGCAAUCAGGAUCUUCCUAGUGCCCAUGAACCUGGUGGCAUGGCAUUUUCCGGAUGAAGAAGCAGGGCUUUUUCCACGCUCCUCGGAGGACUUUAAUCUAACAAAUGCAGAAUGAAAUAUAUACCCCCAGGGCAAAAAAUUUCCAGCUGAAACAGGAGAGAAAAAGGGGGAGAGUUGAGGGGGAGGAAAGGCCUGUUUCAAUGCGGUGCUGGCCGCUCGCUGUGGCAUUCAUUCCUCUGGGUGAAGAGGCGUUUUGCAGUGCACAGGCAAAGGAAGCCAGUUAUUAGAAGCCACUAAUGUUAUGCAAGCACAUGGGGGCUCCUGGGUUGCCCAGAGGAGGCUGAGCCAGGCAGCUCAGAAACUCAUCUGGCUUCCCACUCCCAGUUUUCUGAGGCCUUGCCAUGGAAUUAGAUUUCUCACCGGGCAAAACCGUGCGCUCUCCUGGCAGGUUGCGGAAGGCGCUGGGUCCCCGUGCGGCUGGUGGAGGAGGAAGGGCAGCAGUGAGGCACGAGUGCGAAACAUAGAUUUGUGCAAGAGAGGUGCUGGGGCCCAGAAGAUUGGGCAGGGCCAGCCGCACCCUGCCACAAACCCCACAGAAUGCUCUUCCCCCACCACAAAGGUCUGGCUAAGCCAGGCAUGACCUCGCAUUCCUGCUGCCUGCGGGCGCCUGGAGCGCUGCUGGGCGCCCUCCAAACAGCACUGGCCCAGGAACAGCCGGCGAUGCCAGGGGCAAUGUUAGCUUGGUUGCAGCAGCCGUGGCAGUGCAAACAGGCUGCCCCAGCGGCCCCAGCCACCCUAUGGUUUGAGCGACAGAGGUCAGUCUCCGGGCUCCUUUCACCGCUCGUAUCGUCCGAUGGAACCCGGCACCGCAUUUCCCCCCGGGGUAAAUAAAUAGGGGUGGGUGUGUCUCUCUACUUCAAAUAAACCCAUGGCAAAAAUAAAGCAAAAAGCUGAACCUGUUAUUUAAGCAGCUUAAUAUGUCCAUUAAAAAAAAAGAAGAUAAUAAUUUUAACUUUCUUCUGCAAUAAUUACAUGUUGGGCGAGCCAAUUCGGUUGGGUGUGUAAUUAAAUAUUCCCCUUCAAAUCUCUUUCCCCCCACCCCACAACCUGGCCCAGUUCUGCUGCACUGGAUGAUUCACCUUCUAAGACCCUAAAUCGAAGGAGGUUGGAGUGCCAGCAAAGAAACGUAAUUGUGGUCAAAUAAACAGGCUCUCCGUCGCAGGCCUUCUCAGAUGCAGCCCAGCUGAAUUAAGCUCCUAUUGGGCUGGGCAGAGAGCCUGCAAAGGACAGACUGCAGGAAGAGAGACAGUUGGGAAGCAUCUCUUUUAAACUUGCAGAGGUUUAUGAACCAGAUGUAGGACUUUCCUUAGACUUUUUCCUUCCCUUUCAAAAUGUUUCUAGUGCAUAGCUGUCAACCGUCCCUUAUUUGGCGGGAAACUCCCUUAUCCCAGCACCGUGUUCCGCUGCUGUCCCUUAUUGAUGAUGUCCCUUAAAUUUCCUGGGUUUCAAAGGAAGCAGCUCCUUUCCCUCCCUCCCUGCUGGCCAGGGAAGAGGGAGGCUUCAACUGUGUUGCUUGGCUGCCCAGCCCGGCCCCCUCCAGCCUCCUCUCACCAGCCUCGGCCCCCGGGAGCCUUGAGAGGAGAGUGAGGGCAACCAUAGAGAAAGCAGUUCAGAGAGAGGAGGCGGAGGCGCAGGCAGGUGUUCCAAGGGCUAACCAUAGAGGGGGGAAAGCGGAGGAAGGACCGCAAGCGCUUCUCCCAUAGAUUUGUAGUGGUAGGCUAGCAUAGAUGGUCUGAUCUGCGGGUUUGCUUCGGGCGCUAUUUCCCCCCCUCCUCCCACCCCGCCUGAUGGAACUGAGAGCUGCAGAUGGAGCAUGAGAGAAAAGAUACAGAACUGCAGCAGCAUCUUCGUAGCUUGGGCUUCAUUUUGCACGAAAAGUGGUUGCUGCUUGUAGUUAUUUAAUUGCAGCGUUUCAUCAGCUGGUGUCUUGAGCAGCAACCUCUGGAAACGAAGGGCUAAAAACCAGCGCUGCUCUCCCAAAUUAUCUGGUCCCUUUUAACUUCGUAUUUCAGCUGGUUGACUGAAAUCCCUUAUUUUGGCUGCUGAUCCCUUAUUUUCGAGGCUGCUGGUCCCUUAUUUUCAAAUCUGCAACUUGACAGCUAUGCUCUAGUGCCUGCUCAGCAAUUCCCUUCUUGGGCCAAGUUUUCUAUUAACAUUCUAACACUCCACCUUUUUUAUUCUGUCUGAACCGGUGCAAAGUGGAAACUGAGCAGAAUGAGAGAGGAGGUUCUUUGAAACCUCAUUUUGGGAAGUUUGUUUAUCCACGUCUUACAACCACAAUUCCUGCAGUUUUCCCACAAAACUGGAGCCAAGGUGUUCUCGUUCGUCCCAGAGUCAAAGUGGCAUGAUAAAAUGUCCAGAACAUGGAAAGGUCCUUAGAUACACCCUGCUGAGUCAGACGGUGUUCUGUUUACACUGGAACAAACUGUCCACCUUGACUUGCAUUCCCGGUUGCUCGCCUGCCUUAUCGCGGGAGCCCGUCGGGCGCUGCAGUAGACACAGUGCCAGAACUGGGCAGGACGCAGAUGCCCUAAGCUGCUUUGUUGCCCAUCAGGCUCAGGACCUGCUGCUCUGGCUGGCAGCAGCUUUGCAGGGUCUUGGGCAGAGAAGCAGCACUCCAGCCAGCCUGCUCUGUAACUAGGGAGGCAGGUGGCGCUGUGGUCUAAACCACUGAGCCUCUUGGGCUUGCCAAUCGGAAGGUGGGCGGUUCAAAUCCCCGCGACGGGGUGAGCUCCUGUUGCUCUGUCCCAGCUCCUGCCAACCUAGCAGUUCAAAAGCACACCAGUGCAAGUAGAUAAAUAGGUACCGCUGCAGCGGGAAAGUAAAUGGCGUUUCUGUGCACUCUGUUUUCCGUCACGGUGUCACAUUGCACCAGAAGCAAUUUAGUCAUGCUGGCUACAUGACCUGGAAAGCUGUCUGUGGACAAACACCGGCUCCCUUGGCCUGAAAGCGAGGGAACCCCAUAGUUGCUUUGACUGGACUUAGCAGUCCAGGGGUCAUUUACCUUUUUUUUUUUUUUUACCUGCUCUGUAACUCUCUGCCAGGGAUUGAACCUGAUGCAACACGUUGGCGACUGAUACACUCACAAUAAUUACCAAAAUAAUUAUACAUUCUUUAUCCAUCUUCUGAGAAAAAUACAAAACCUUGUGCAAAGCCUAAAAAGAUAAAGAAAACAAAAGCAUUUGAAAAAUCCAUUGAAACCAGACGUUAUAAGCUCAUCUUAGGUUGGGUAGUUCGUAAGUCUCUGUGGCUUUGCACAAGGUUUUGUAUUUUUCUCAGAAGGUUGAUAAAGAAUGUAUAAUUAUUUUGGUAAUUCUUGUGUGUAUAUUAGUCGCCAACGUGUUGCGUGAGUCGUACUACUUCUAUCAACAGCAGAGGUUGCAUUUUUCUAGGGAUUGAACCUGAGGCUUUCCUCACGUGUCUCACCACUGGCCUGUGUCCCUGCACCAAAGCCUUGCCCAGUCAGGAGGCAGGAUGGCCUUGGCUCAGCCACUGGUAUCUUUUUUCUCAGCUGAGCACAUCGUCCUCUUCCAACUGCAGCCUCAAGCUUUGCAAGCCGCUCUGAAAGUCUUUUCGAUCCAAGCGAUACUGUGAUGUCCAUGCUCACCUUGCAUGCCAGGUAGAAACAGACUCCUUUCCUUGCCUUCUGCUCAGGUGAUUAUGGGAGGGGGUCGGAAGUACAUGUUCCCCAAGAACACCAGCGAUGUGGAAUAUCCGAAUGAGGAGAAGUUCAGGGGGACUCGGCUGGAUGGCAGGAACCUCAUUGAGGCAUGGAGGAAGACAAAACCAAAGGAUAAGGUAAAUGGGACGUUUUUGGAACCCUCCCGGUGAAGUCUGGAGUGGCGAUUAUGAUUGCAAUGAUGUUCCACCCCACCCCAAUCUCGAGCAGCCAGGGGCUUUCCCAGAGUUUGAUUUCCUUGGGGUGAAGGUUGGCAGAGGCUGCGGUGUCUGUAGAAUAUACGGUUUGAUUCACACAAAUAUCCAACCUGAGCAUGAGAUGCUCACGGCAUUGACGCCCCAACAGAUCUUGCGUCUCCAUCAGUUGCUCCUUGGGCUUCAGCACAGAGCAAGCAGGUCUUUGGUCUUCCAGCUUCCAACCUGUUUCCGGCUCCGCUCUCUGUCUCUUGUUCUCCUACCUAGCAGCAAGGAGAGUGGGGUCCAUGAGCCUGGAGGGAACCAUCUAUCAGUUGUAGCUCUUGUGGCUCAUUCUUCUGGGAUGCUGAUCAGGACACUUAUAUGGACAGCUAAGGUCAAUGACUUACAAAGAAACCUGUCUAACCAGUUCAGCAACAGAAUCUUCUCUUAGAUCCUAACCCUCACUGGAUAUAAGACCUCAUGGCACUGUAGUCUAAACCACUGAGCCUCUUGGGCUUGCCGAUCAGAAGGUUGGUGGUUCAAAUCCCCAUGGCGGGGUGAGCUCUCGUUGCUCUGUCCCAGCUCCUGCCAACGUAGCAAUUCGAAAGCACACCAGCACAAGUAGAUAAAUAGGUACCGCUGUGGCGGGAAGGUAAAUGGUGUUUUCGUGUGCUCUGGUCACGGUGUUCUGUUGUGCCAGAAGCGGUUUGGUCAUGCUGGCCGCAUGACCCGGAAAGCUGUCUGUGGACAAACGACAGCUCCCUCAGCCUGAAAAGCAAGAUUUGAGUGCCGCAACCCCAUAGUCGCCUUUGACUGGACUUAACCGUCCAGGGGUCCUUUAUCUUUUUUACCUUUUAUAGGACCCCAAGAACUGGAAAGGACUGGGGGCAUCACCCAGACUGAUCCCCCCAAACCCACAACAAUAAUGGCAAUCCCAGUUGGGGAUCUGUUUGGUCCCAGUUCUCCUCCUGGUCAUCCUCACACUCUACUAUACUCAUGAAAACAAGCCCAGUGGCCUUGAUGAGAGGGGCACAAUCCAUACAGUCCCUUGGAAGUACUGCUAUUGCACCUCAUCACUGCACCAGUUUAGUAGACGACCACCAAAGGUGCUCCUCAGUGGCAAAUUGAUUCUUCUCUCUCUCUCUCUCUCUCUCUCUCUCUCUCUCUCCCCCCCAGAACGCCUUUUAUGUGUGGAAUCGGACAGAACUGAUGAAGCUUGACCUGAACAAGGUGGACUAUUUAAUGGGUGAGUUUCUAGUUCAUGAGGGGUGAUCCAGAAUUUUGGAUUAUGUUGUCAGCAAUAGGCUGAUGGCACUCAGCUCUAUUUCUCCUUUACAUCUGCAGGUGAGGCAGUGGAAGUCCUGGACCACUGCCUUGCCUCAGUAAUGGACUGGAUGAGAGCCAACAAACUGAAGCUCAAUCCAGAUAAGACAGAGGCAAUCUUAGUGGGUGGUUUCCUAGACUAAAUAGAUGGGAGGCUGACUGCUCUUGAGGGAGUUACACUUCCUCUGAAGGAGUGGGUAUGUAGCUUGGGGGUCCUCCUGGAUCCUUUGCUGUCUCCCAAGGCUCAGGUGGCUUCAGUGGCCCCGAGUGCCUUCCAUCAGCUUCGGCUGGUGGCCCAGGUGCACCCCUGUCUGGACAGAGACAACCUAACUACUGUUGUCUAUGCGUUGGUAACUGUUAGAAUUCCUGCUCCAUGAUUGCAGUCAUGGGAUUGUUGUCUAUAACAUGACGGUAUACGUUUUGACUCCACAGAGUGGAAAGUGAUAGAGCCAAGAUGUUUGUGUUACUGAGUUCUGUGAAGGGGGACUAUUGUCCUUUGUCCUUCCUUUUUGUUGUCUGAUGCUAGAGAGAGAGGGAGCCAUGUUGCAGUGCUCCGUGUGUGCUUAUAUGUAAAUAAAGUAGAUUAGCCAAAAUGCUGAGUUGCUGAGGUCUGUUACGCAAGCUGCACAAACUCUGCGGAUCCCUAAGUGUGCCGAUGUCUGUUGGCAUCGGUCGCUGUGAUUUUCGGGCUGAAGAAAGCUUCUGCAGCUCCCAAACAACCGACCAGGAGGCUUAGAUUACUGCAAUACAUGGGGCAGCCUCUGAAGAUGGCUCAGAAACUUCAGCUGGUGCAGAAUUUGGCGGCUGGGUUGCCAUGGCAAGGCAGUUUGAGCAUAUUGCACUGGCUGCCAAUUAGUUUCUGGGCCCAAUUCAAAGAACUGUUUUUUACCUAUAAGCCCUUAAACGGCUCAGGACUGCAAUACCUCCUCACCCCAUAUAAACCAACUUGGACUCUAUGUCCAUCAUUUGAGGUCCUUCUUCAUGUAUCUAGAAUCCUAGAAUCCUAGAAUCAUAGAGUUGGAAGAGACCACAAGGGCCAUCGAGUCCAACCCCCUGCCAAGCAGGAAACACCAUCAGAGCACUCCUGACAUAUGGUUGUCAAGCCUCUGCUUAAAGACCUCCAAAGAAGGAGACUCCACCACACUCCUUGGCAGCAAAUUCCACUGUCGAACAGCUCUUACUGUCAGGAAGUUCUUCCUAAUGUUUAGGUGGAAUCUUCUUUCUUGUAGUUUGGAUCCAUUGCUCUGUGUCCGCUUCUCUGGAGCAGCAGAAAACAACCUUUCUCCCUCCUCUAUGUGACAUCCUUUUAUAUAUUUGAACAUGGCUAUCAUAUCACCCCUUAACCUCCUCUUCUCCAGGCUAAACAUGCCCAGCUCCCUUAGCCGUUCCUCAUAAGGCAUUGUUUCCAGGCCUUUGCCCAUUUUGGUUGCCCUCCUCUGGACACGUUCCAGUUUGUCAGUGUCCUUCUUGAACUGUGGUGCCCAGAACUGGACACAGUACUCCAGGUGAGGUCUGACCAGAGCAGAAUACAGUGGCACUAUUACUUCCCUCCUAUUACUUCCCUAUUAAUUACCUCCUCCAUGCGAGGUCCUGAGGGUGGCAACACAAGAACGGGCCUUAUCUGCGGUGGCUCCCUGUUUGUUUAUUGGUUUGUUUUCGUUCUUAUUUUAUUACAGUGGUACCUCGGGUUAAGUACUUAAUUCGUUCCGGAGGUCUGUUCUUAACCUGAAACUGUUCUUAACCUGAAGCACCACUUUAGCUAAUGGGGCCUCCUGCUGCCGCUGUGCCAUCGGAGCAUGAUUUCUGUUCUCAUCCUGAAGCAAAGUUCUUAACCCGAGGUACUAUUUCUGGGUUAGUGGAGUCUGUAACCUGAAGCGUAUGUAACCCGAGGUACCACUGUAUGUCUUUUGUGUGUUUUUUAUGUUGUGAACCACCCUGUGAUCCACUGAUGAAGGGUGGUAUACAAAUUUAAUAAUAAAUAAUAAUAAAUAUUAUUAGGCAACAUGUGUGCCUCAGACACCCUUAGCACCUGCUGCCUGAAGCAGCCAGCUGACUCUGCCCAAUGUUAGAGCCGGCCCUGACUAGGAUGGCUGCAUGCUAUGCCAGCGUUGUGGAGAAAUGCAAACAUGUAAUACACAGACAAAAACAAUAUUUAAGUGAGAUCAGGGACUCGAAUGGAGCAUGAGCGUUAACGAGGCUGUCACUCACACCUCUGGCUUUUGUCCGCAGGCCUCUUUGAGCCGAUUGACCUGGUGUACGAGCUGAACAGGAACAACGAGACAGACCCUUCCCUGACGGAAAUGGUGGAGGUGGCCCUCAAAAUCCUCCAGAAGAACCCUCUUGGGUUCUUCCUUCUAGUAGAAGGUGAGAGGAGGAAGAAGGUGUGGAGAAGGCAAGGGACCAUCGUAGGAGGGACCACUGUUCCUGCGUGCUGAUUCAAAGGCCAGUUUUCAGCGCUUGUGGAGGGUGACAGCAGAACUAGAUGAGCCAUUGGCCUGAUCCAGCAGGACCUUCUUAUAUUCUUAAAGCACCAAAGGAAUGAAGAAACCCUUGGUUCAUAUACAACACAACACCGUGGUUUCUUUUAAGCCAUUGUUGGUUUAGCAAGCCAUGAGUUGCCCCACAGAGAAACAAACCAUGGUUUGCUUCUUCAAAGUAUGGUUUGCUUUCCAGCUGCUCUUGCCCUCGUGCCUUUGUAGCUCGGUGAGCAUCUGGGGUGGGGUUGCCAAGCAAACCGUGGCCAAGUUCACACAUAACACCAAACCAUGGUUGAAACAAACUGGAUUCUGACUGUGGUCUGUUGGCGGUAAAACAACAACAUAUGAAACAGGUUAAGGACUGAUUGUCUCUGAUUUUGGUUUCUGGUGGCUGGUUUUCUUAUAUAAAUUGCUGGUUUUAUGGAAGAUGUUUGUAUAAAUUUGUGUAUCCUAACAUAUUGUUAUGUACUGCCCUGGGAAUUUCAGAAUCCGAAUUCUGAAGGGCAGAGUACAAAUUCAAUUUUAGUAAUGAUGAUAAUAUUUGAGUGUUGGUGGGCUCUCCUUUGCUGGAGAUAUUUAAGCAGAGAUUGGAUGGCCAUCUGCCAGGGAUUCUUCAGCAGCAAUUCCUGCAUUGCAAGGGUUGGGACUAGAGGACAAUUGGGGCGCUUCUUACAGUUUUCUGAUUCUAAUAAUUCCUUCCGCAGGAGGCAGGAUUGACCAUGGACACCACGAAGGAAAAGCAAAGCAGGCUUUGCAUGAAGCUGUGGAGAUGGAUCGGGCAAUUGGCCGGGCUGAUAUCAUGACCUCUUCUGAGGAUACCCUGACCGUGGUUACUGCAGAUCAUUCCCACGUCUUCACUUUUGGAGGGUAUACGCCCCGCGGCAAUCCCAUUUUUGGUAUGUUGACACGCACACAAGCUGACAUCCACAGCUUAGAUGAGAGGUUAAACAUGCCCUAUGGUCGCAGUUUGCAACCACCUGGAGGGGCCAUUCUUGACAUUUAAGAGUCGCAGUAGUGUUUUCAUCUCCCCCCUGUUCCCAUCGUCUUUUCCCACUUCAUUUCAGCUUGAAAAUGUGGAGCUCUUUGUUGUUGUUUUAAUGUAGAGAAAGGUGCAGUAUCGAAGUACGAUUCAGCUACCAAGCUGGUUAGUUACUGUCAUUGGAAUGGAGGGGCAGGUAACUGCUUUGCCUCAGGUUGCCCAAGUUGUUGUGCUUUUUUUUAAAAAAAAAAAAAUCUAAAAAGAAGAAAAUUUUGAGCUAUUUUUAAGGGAAAUCACCCAAAACAACACUACCGACGUGGGUUGCCGUAUGCCCAUAUUUUCCCAGACAUUUCAAUGAUUUCCACCCAGUGUCAGGCUUCAGGGAAUCCUACCCCUCCCACGGCAGCAGCCAAGAAGCAGAUAAACAAGAAGAAGUCUUACCAAGUAAUUUAUUCAAUGUUCACAGAGAGAGAAGAAGCAAUGAAGUCUCCUGUAAUAAUGGCUUCACUCCAAGUCAAGUCCCACCCCCUCCGUCUCUCCUAUUAUAUAUAUAUAUAUAUAUAUAUAUAUAUAUAUAUAUAUAUAUAUAUAAUUUAAUAUUUAUUAAAGUUUCAGAAAAGAAAUAAAAUCACAUUAAUAAACAAAAAAAAUUUAAGAAGAAAAAAGAAAAAUACACAAUACAAAAUACAGAAUACAAAAUACAAAAAGAGAAAAAGAAAAAAAAACAGUUAAAAACAAUUCCGUCUUUUCAUAACUUCUUUUACAUUUACUUGUUUCCCGGACUUCCUCAUACCUCCCUCUUUUGUAUUCCAGUUCAGUUUGUUAGACCAGCAAUUUCUUUCUCUCCUUUUUAAUCCCAAUCCUUAAUCUUAAUAUAUUAUGACAUUAGAUUUUUACCUAUUUAAAACCAAUUUUUCCAUUCUUUUAACCUUUUAAUCCUAAUCCUUAAUCUUGAUAUAUUUAUAACUUUAAAACCUGUACAGCUGGAAGCCACUUAACUUCAAUCCAACAUCACUCUAACAUUCAUUAAUUUUGCAAUGUUUCUGUAAAUAAUCUUUAAAUUUCUUCCAAUCUUCUUCCACCGACUCUUCUCCCUGGUCACGGAUUCUGCCAGUCAUUUCCGCCAAUUCCAUGUAGUCCAUCAUUUUCAUCUGCCAUUCCUCCAGUGUGGGUAGCUCUUGUGUCUUCCAAUACUUAUUGCAAAGUAUUGGAAGACGUCUCUCCUAUUAUAAGUCAUCCCUACAUUGGCUGAUCGGAGCUUUCUGCCUCGGAGCUCUGUUCUACUACUCUCAAUGCCCGCCUGGUCCUGGGAGGGUGGGGUCAGGAAUGCUUUCAAAAGACAGUGAGUCUGUCAGCUGUCUCUCCCCUGCUGCUGCUUCUUCCUGCUGUUCCUCUCUCAGUAUUUCCUCUCUGUAGCCUCUGAGCUAUGCCCUUCUGCAAACCACUGUUCUAAAUCUAUACUGUUCUCCUGUUCUCAGGAAGGUUCAGGAGAAGGGGGGGCAGCGGUCCCCACCAUUCCUCCUCAGUCCAGCCCCUGACACCCGGCCCCUGUUUCCGACAUCUGAUUCCCAGCUAUGUCUGGGAAAUUCCGGACACAGGGCAACCCUAUCUUGGCCGGGUGGCCUUACAAGCAAAGAGUUUCAGGUGCUCUCCAGACAUCUUUCUGCUUUCACAUCAACCAGCCUUGUUCUUGGAGAUGACCGACUGAAGUGGGUGUCCCGUGUGGGUGUUGGGCAUGUGUUUGUGGAUCUGUCCACAUACUUAUUCUCUGUAAAGAUAAUUGCAGAUGCACCCCCUGAGGGUUUGCUGGAGCAUUCUCCACAGCUAAUUUUCAAAGAAACAUUUGUGGUUAACGUUUACAGUGUUUUGGAAUAUUUCCCAGAGCAGAGUUAAAAACUCCUAGCAGGCAGGCAUGGUUUUAGUUUGUUUGUUUUUUAAAAAAAACUUCAUGCGCAUUUCAGAUUCAUUCCGCUUUCCUGCAACAAAACAGGACCCCUGCUGACGAUCAGGGAUGUCAAAAAAAUCACAUUAAAACAGAAACAGGAGUGGAAAUUACCGAGGUUCACGAACUUGUCCCGUGUUUGGAACAGAAAUCAAUGUAGCAGAAAUCAAUUAGGCGUUCACUGCUGCCGCUGCUGCUUUCAGUCUGCAAACACUACGAAAUGGAUUACACUGUUUUGCCCCAUUUACAUUGUGUUUCCUUGGCAUUGAAGUGAAUGGUGUGGAAUAACGUAAUAACAACACAAUUUAUCUAAUUAAUUACAUAAAUUGUGUAAGUUACAUACUCUUGCCACAGAAGACAGGGAAACUAAUAACUUUUUGGCAGAAGCCGAACUGCGGAGGAAUGCAAACACUGCUGCGUGCCAUGAAAUUCAGGGCAGAAUGGUUAAUCAUUUCUCACGGACUGUCUGGCCAGAGUGGUGCAUGCUCUGGCUGUCUCCCGUUUGGACUACUGCAAUGUGCUCUGCGUGGGGCUACCUUUGAAGGUGACUCGGAAACUACAACUAAUCCAGAAUGUGGCAGCUAGACUGGUGACUGGGAGUGGCCACUGGGAUCAUAUAACCCCGGUCCUAAAGGAUCUUCACUGGCUCCCAGUACGUUUCCGAGCACAAUUCAAAGUGUUGGUUCUAACCUUUAAAGCCCUAAACGGCCUUGGUCCUAUAUACCUGAAGGAGCGUCUCUAUCUCCCAUCGCUCAGCCCGGACACUGAGAUCCAGCGCCAAGGGCUUUCUGGUUGUUUCCUCCCUGUGAGAAGCGAGGUUACAGGAAACCAGGUAGAGGGCCUUCUCGGUAGUGGCGCCCACCCUGUGGAAUGCCCUCCCACCAGAUGUCAAGGAGAUAAAAAAAAACUACACAACUUUUAGAAUACAUCUGAAGGCAGCCCUGUAUCAAAAAAAUUUUAAUGUUUGGUUUUUUAAUGUAGUUUUCUUACGCUGGAACUUGGUUAAACCUUACAAAACCUCCCAGAGUGGCUGGGGCAACCCAGUCAGCUGAGCAGGGUAUAAGUAAAGUUGUUGUUGUUAAAAUGGUUAAAGCCGGCAGGGCAUCUAUUUCUCAGGAAUUGCCACCCAGCCCUGCCUUGCUGAAAUGCAAGUGGGAUUGCUACAUGGCUCUAAUCACUUAUCACCUUAAAAAAAAUAUAUCAGGAAGAUGUUCCUGCCCAGAGCUUCUUGGAUGCUCCACAUAAUUCCCCCCCCCACCGCAAUUGAUUUAUAUCAAGUAUUUACCGUAUUUUUUGCUCUAUAAGACUCACUUUUUCCCUCCUAAAAAGUAAGGGGAAAUGUGUGUGCGUCUUAUGGAGCGCAUGCGGGCUGCACAGCUAUCCCAGAAGCCAGAACAGCAAGAGGGAUUGCUGCUUUCACUGCGCAGCGAUCUCUCUUGCUGUUCUGGCUUUUGAGAUUCAGAAUAUUUUUUUUCUUGUUUUCCUCCUCCAAAAACUAGGUGCGUCUUGCGGUCUGGUGCGUCUUAUAGAGCGAAAAAUACGGUAUAUGCUGCCCUAUCACCUGUCUGGCAAUUCACAAGUUGAACAUGAGCCAGCAGUGUGACACAGCAGCCAAAAAGGCUAAUGCGAUUUUUGGCUGGUUUAACAGAACUCUUGUUUCCAAGUCGCAAGAAGCAUCAGUUCUGCUUUAUUCUGCAUUACUCUGAGCUUGUAUGGAGUGCUGUGUUCAGUUCAGGCGCUGCACUUAAAGAAGAACGUAGGCAAACUAGAAGAGUUUCAAACAAACAUUGGAAAGGCUAAGAGGAACCAGGUGUGUUUAGCCCGGGGAAGCGAAGAUUGUCUGGGAACAUGGCUGCAUUCUCCGAAGGUGAUUUGUGCUCAUGAUGCUAUAAGGGUAUUCACACCCAAGCCUGUUUCCCAGACUGUUUAUGCCUGCAAAAACAUUGGGGUGGUAACAUUGGGCCACUUCCAGUCAGUGCAAAUCCCAUAACUCCAUAGUGUUGUCAUGCCUUUAAUGUCCUGGUUAAUUUGGGACCUUCUUCUGGACACGGGUGGCACUGUGGGUUAAACCACAGAGCCUAGGACUUGCUGAUCAGAAGGUUGGCGGUUCGAAUCCCCAUGACGGGGUGAGCUCCUGUUGCUCGGACCCUGCUCCUGCCAACCUAGCAGUUUGAAAGCACGUCAAAGUGCACGUAGAUAAAUAGGUACCGCUCCGGCGGGAAGGUAAAGGGCGUUUCCAUGCGGUGCUCUGGUUCGCCAGAAGUGGCUUAGUCAUGCUGGCCACAUGACCCAGAAGCUGUACGCCGGCUCCCUUGGCCAAUAAAGCGAGAUGAGCGCCACAACCCCAGAGUCGGCCACGACUGGACCUAAUGGUCAGGGGUCCCUUUACCUUUACCUUUAUCUGUCACACCAAUGCACUGUCAUCCUGUCAAGGACCCGUUGCUCAAUAAAACACCAGUAAAAUGCCAUUGAACUGUGGGUGUCCCACUGUGUUACCUGGAGAAAGUGAACAGAGGAAAGCUUUUCUCCCUCUCAACUUAACACUGGAACUCAUGGGUAUUCAAUGAAGCUGAAUCUUAGGACGGAGGAAAGAAAGUCCUUCUUCAUGUAGCAAGCACAUAGUUAAACUGCGGAACUCCUUCCCACAGGAGGUGGAAUCAUAGAAUCGUAAAGUUGGAAGGAAACCCAGGGGCCAACUAGUCCAGCCCCCUGCCAUGCAGGAAUCUCAAUUAAAGCAUCCAUGGCAGAUCACAGGAAGCGACGGCCACCAACCUGUCAGGCUUCGGGGAAUCAGCUUCCUCCUCCCGUGGCAGUAGAUAAGAAGAUCAAACAAAAGGAAGGUCUUACCAGUUAGAAUCUUUAAUAAUCACAGCGAGAGAACAAAGAACACAUCUCCUAGAAAUGGCGGUGCUCUCAAUUAAGGAUCACCUCCCCCUCCGUCCCUAUUAAUCUACGUCAUUCCUACAUCUUGAGCUUGUACCCUCUGCGCUUUCUGUUCUGAGACUUUCUGAGCUCUUCGUGACCUUGGGCAGAGCAGAGGAAUGAUGUCCAAUGACUGUGAAUCUAUUAACUCUCUCUUUUCCAGUGUUCUUCUCCUAGCUGUUCCCCAUUCAGUAUUUCCCAGCUUCUGCCUUCUGAACUGUGCCCCUCGGAAAACCACUGUUCCAAAUCUAUACUGUCUUCCUACUCCUGGGAAGAUUCAGGAGCAGGAGCAGGGGGAGGGGGUGGCUCCCACCAUUCUUCCUCAGUGCAGCCCUCCUCAGCACCGUCCCUGACACAGCUUGGGUGUGCUGGGCCCAGGGUAACUUGAGCAACGUGGUCCAGGUCUGGUCCCGAAUCCAAGGGUUCUGCGAGGAGUCAGUCCGACAGGGCCAAGGCAGGCCACGAGGCAGGAAACCAGGCACAGGGUCUCAGGCAGGUUCUAGCAAACAGCAAUGUUGCUCCCGCAACCUGGGGGUGGGGUCCGACAGCCUUUUGUCUUUGCCGGGGUAAUGGCUGGUCCUGAUCCCCUGGUGACUCACCUCUCUGUCUCGCCCGAAGGCGAGCACUCCUCCUGCGAGUACUCAGGUCUCUCCUUCUCUCAGACCUUAGUCUCUGCAGCUCGGGAGACGUGGGUGGGUUGCUAGACCCAGGGGCCGCCUCAGCCUCCCCUGACCCAAAAGUGGAGCAGCUGUAAGUGAUCGCCCAGGUGAAGGCAACAAGGUAAUCCCCGCAUCUGGAGCCAGGGCAGGCUCAGGCCCCUGACUCGGCCUGGCUGGUGCUUGUUGCAGGGGAACCUGUGCAGACUGGGGCUCUUUAGAAUCAGGCCCCAGCCUUGGUUCAGGUGCCGCCUGAGGCAAAGGAUCCGGUGCCGCCUGAGACUCCUCUGGUUCCGAGUCUGAGCCCGAGUCCCAGGCCACCACACUGGGUGACUUUAAAAAAGAGGAUUCGACAAAUUCACAGUUAUUAAACUAUGAUGACAACGAUAACAACAACAACAACGAUGAUGAUGAUAAUAAAUAUUUUAGUGGCUGUGUAAGGUCUGUCUAGUGCUUCCUUUCUUCUUUCCCCCUUAACUUAGGUCUGGCCCCGAUGCAGAGUGACGUAGAUAAGAAACCUUUCACCUCCAUCCUCUACGGGAAUGGGCCCGGGUACAGAGUCAUCGAUGGAGAGAGAGAGAACGUGUCCACAGUGAACUUCAGUGAGUCCCAGGCCUAUAGGGGACACCCCCACCCCACCUCCAGUCACCCCUGCCUACACCCCCCUCCCUCCACUUCCACUCUGCCAUAAUGGUGGUGGUAAUUCUAACCGGGGGCGGGGGGGGGCAGUGCUCUAAGUUUUAAGAUGGGUUCUAACUCUUCACUGGUUUUAUCAGGUUGCAUUUCGUACCGCUAAGUCGCUUCGAGACUUUUUCCUUGCACAAAGUGGCUAAGAAGUCUAAUAACUUUAAUAGAGAGAAAUGUGUGGGAAUGUUCAGGGUGGCAGGAGAGGAUAUAUUGUUUAUUAAUAUCCUUCCUAACUUGCGCUAUCAAGCUCCUUUAUGCAGCAGAGUUACAUUCCCCUUUUUAUAUGCACAGCAGAUAGCUGGUUGCAGGCUCGUGUGAGCCUCUCACUAUUACACAAUUCAGUCUGUCUCAGAUUGAAUUGUACGUUCCUGGUGAAUUGUAAAUUCCCUUGAAUCCAUCUUAAAAGAAUAAAGACAUGACAAUCUUAUUCAAAUUCAAUAAAAGAAGUUUACUCACAUCAGUUCACAGUUGGAUUCCUGAAGGCAGACUUAGUUACAAAUAUGUACAUGUGGAUCUACCCCAUAUGGGGGAAUGAUCCCAGUGCUUCUGCUAGCUGAGAGCUAGCAGAGCAGUCCUAGCGAAGAAGCUGGUCAAACGGCGAAGGAAGUCAAAAAGAGGAAGGUUGCUGCGUGACUCGUCCUUUUGUUACCUGGACAGGUAAGGUCACGCCCACCUUCUAUCACAUGCGAAAGGAAGGAUGCUCUAGCCAGGAGGAACAAGAAGUUUCGACUGGCUGGACCAAACAUUCCCUCACAUGUCUUCUCUAGCAUUACAAGGUAUGUUGUACUUGACUGCCUUUCAUGGAUCACCUCCCACAAAACGCACCCUGAUAAGUGUUUCCUCCAUUUCCCCGCUCCCUCUCUAGCGGAUGCCAACUACCAGGCUCAGUCCGCCGUCCCAAUGCGCAUGGAGACGCAUGGAGGGGAAGACGUGGCCAUCUUCGCCAAGGGGCCCAUGGCGCACCUCCUCCACGGAGUCCAUGAGCAGAACUACAUCCCCCACGUCAUGGCCUACGCCGCCUGCAUUGGCGAGAACACGGGCCACUGCCGCUCCGGAGCACCCACAAGGAGCCCGUCGGGACUCUUCGCCGUGACCCCAAUGUUCUUCUCCCUCGCUCUGCUCAGGCUGCUGUUCUAAAGGCUCGCCUUCGGAGCGCUCCUCUGCCGGUUGAGCCCAACCGCACAGCGUCCGGGGCUCCACAACCUGCCUCUGGAAAUGGGGUUCAGGUUUCAGCGACGGAGUGCACCUCUUUGCUGCGACUGACCAACCGCUAGGAAUUUCCAUUCCAGGCUCGAAGGCACCGGGGGCACUGGGUCAAACAUCACUUGUUUGUUUUGGAUGUUCCAGGAGCAACGCCAGCCUGACAUUCUGAGAUAUUUUCUCUCUCAACUUCCUCAACAAAGAUAAGAACGCCAUAGGGCUCUGUUGCUUGGGAAGGGCGUGCUCUGCGUUUUUUGUUUUCCUUCUCUUUGCUGAAGUGUCUCUUACUUCACCAGAACGUUUUAACCGCCUGCUGUCUUAAAGGCUUGUCACCUUCCUUCCUUCCUUCUGCAAAGGCAGGCACCCCUAAAAGAUAAAAAACAAAAACCACCCGCUCUUCCUUCUCAAUCCAUUAUUCCUGAUUUAUAUUGUGAGCAGUGGGAGUUCUUCCACCAAUCAACCAGCUCAAAACCAGCCGUGAAAUUUAAGUUCAAAGAAGCAGAGGGUUAUCGGUCCCCUGCCCCACAGGCCUCUGAACUUUGUUGCUCCUCUUUCCCAACGAUGGGGGCAGCUGAUUCCAUCUGGCUACAUAGCAGAAAGAGAGACCGUGGGCCGCACCAGGACUCUCCUUUGGGAGACUUUUGGGCUCCGCUCUCCUUGAACCUCUUUCCAUUCCUUCAUUCGAAGGACUCCUGCGCCUAGUUUGCUUCCCCCCUCCUCCUUCCCAGUCCCCUUUUCUUCUUUUCACACGUAUUUUAUUAGUGCUUUUUGUAAAUGGCUCCGGGAGCACUUUUUGGGUGUGGGUGUGCGUGUGUAUGAAGUAAAACAGUUAAACAAAACAAAAAAACACACACACAAAAACAAACAAAUAACCAGCUUGAUUUGUUCACAUGCAGCAUGUUUUUUUAUGGGGGGACGCGGGGGGUAUACAUACCCCUAAACAUUUCGUGAAUCUAAGUUUGGCCUCAUGGAGGGGCAGUAUUUCAAUAUCAGUAGGAAAAUGAGAGUACCCCUAAACAUUUUUUUUAAAGAAAAAAAGCGCUGGUCACAUGUAUGCACCUAACCCUUAGCAAAAUCAUGCCUGAAUGAUAAAUCGAGCAAACCUUUGAUUGUAUGUUUAAAGAAAUGAACUCUGAAGUUUUUGUUUUUUUAAGUGGCAGAGAACUUGUGCUGAGAGGAGGAUGAGGGGCUCUGUUUGAUGUGGUGUGAGCCAUGCUCAUGUGGUGUGCCGUGGCGUUGGGGCUGGGAAAAGGGCUGGCUCUCCUCUCUGAUGCUAUCUCUGCACGCAGCUUGCAACGUUAGCCAGCCAUGCGAUCGCUUCCGACCUGUUUCAGUUCUGGGGAGCGUCUUUAGCCCUCCAGAUGUUGUUAGCCUCCAGCCAGCUGUUAGGGCUGAUAGGGCAACGGCAAACCCUGCAACAUCUGCAUGGCACACAAGGGACAGCCUUGAUCUAUCUGAAGUGGUUUCGCUUUGUGUGAGCAACACAGGAAGUUCCGCCGCCUUUGGUUCUCCAACUUUGUCCCUGGAGGGAAUUAGAUAGUUGCUGGAACUGCAAUGCUGGGAGGCAGCUGGAGGGUGUCCUAAGCCAGCAACCUGCAUCACAAACCCUGCAGCCUUCAAAACCCUUUUUCAAAUGGCUUUGCAUCAUCCACACGCAGAGGUGCUGCCCCGUGGUGGAUUGAGAAACUGCAAAGCAUGUCCCUGGAGGAGGCUCUGAUUCGAACUCUGAGCUUGCUCCAUAGCACUGGAGCAAUCACAGAGUCAACCAUUAGUUCAAGACUCCUCUGACGGCUCAAGGAGGUUAAAGGCAGCGCCGUGUAUUCAGGGCCGGCCCUACCGUUGUGCAAAAAGAGGAGACAGUGCCUCAGGUGGCGGAUACUGGAAGGAGCAGGCCCUGGCUUCCUAAGCUCCUGCACGCACACAUGCACUCACGCACACACAGCCAUCCCCUUCCACAUCUGCUGUAUAUUUAACACCUGCUGUAUACUAAACACCCUCUCCUGACCACCCCAAAUAGCCUGCCCCCUCAGUGGACAGCGGGCAAAAUCCAGUGCAAGGGAUGUGAACUAGCAGAAUCUCCAUCUCUCCUUAAAAUCAGCUCCAGGAGAGGAUUGGGCAAAGGCCAUAGUUCAGCGGUAGGGCAUCUGCCUUGCAAGCAGAAGGUCCCAGUUCUAGUCUCCAGUGGCACCGCUAGGUAGGGCUGGGAGAAAACCCUGGCGACCUACUGUUGCCAGUCACCCGCUUGGGCCAAUGCCCUGACUCUGUAAAAGGCAGCUCCCUGAUUUCCUCAGUCCAGCAAUCAGCCUAGUUCAGUAAUCUCCAACCUGUUGCGACCCAAGACCCGCCUUCAACCCGAGCACUCCUUUGAGGGCACAGUUAUUCAUAGUUCCCCACAUAUUUGCAUGGUGGCUAUGCUGUUGUGACACCCGCCUUUGACCAGCUAGCGACCCAGCAGUGGGUCCCAACCGGUCAGCUGAAAGCCAGUGGCCUAAGUCAGCUUCUGUCCGUUCAAAGUGGCACCAUUUUGUCCCUUCUCUCAGGCAGCAGAAUGCCUUGAGCUGGGCCCACAGCCCAAUUCUAAUUAACCAGAACGAAUUAUUCCCUGUUCCUCAUAAUACUUGAACUUCGGGGCGGCUCAAUGAAAGACGUUUGGUUGGAAGCAAGUUCAGGCCAAAACAAAAAAGCCCUUCUUCGUAUAAUGCGAAAUUUGCAGGCUUAAUCGCCACCAAGUUCUAGGGAGUGCCAAUGGCUUUGAAUGGGGGUGGGUGGGGUGGCAGGUGAUGACAUGGCUGGCCUGCGACAUUUUGGUCCCAUCCCCACGGCUGCCCCCUUGCCCAUACUGAUGCGCUUCAGGUACCAGUGAGUGGCACAGGCACGACUGCAGGGGCACGGUGGCGAGGGACCCAGAUAAUAAUAAUAAUAAAAAUAAAAUAAUAAACCUUUAUUGUCACUACACCACCUGUGUGCAGUGAAAUUAAACGAGCCUCCCCCCCCCCGCCACAUACACUCAGUCUUGUUCACACUUUGUGUGCUUGUCGGAAGUCAAUUGCACCACUAUCCCCCCCCCCCAUUCAGCAGCCCAUGGAUAAAAACUUUUCUUUAACCUGUUGGUUUAGCUGACUAUACUUCUGUAUCUCCUGCCCGAAGGUAGGAGAUUAAAGAUGUGUUGGCUGGGGUGUGCGUCGUCCCUGAGAAUCUUCCUCGCUCUCCUGAGGCAGCGGUCUCCUGCGAUGUCAUCUAGCGAACUCAGGGGACAGCCCAUGAUAUCAUGGGCUGUAUUCACCACCCUCUGUAGGGACUUCCUGUCCGUGGCUGUCAAACCAGCAUACCACACUGUAAUACAGCAUGAAAGGACACUUUCUAUUGUGGACCGGUAGAAAGAGAUCAUCAGUUUUUGUGUGACAUUGUUCUUACGCAAGACCCUAAGGAAAUGGAGUCCCUUUUGGGCCUUCCUAACCACCUGGCCGCCCAAGGUGGGCUUAGACCCUCCAAGUGCCCCUCUUUUCCAGGGGCAGUCCCAGACUUACAGAAGCCAUCCCGGUUCCUGAUUACAUCCCAGAAUGUCCCACAUUUCAUUGGAGAAAUGUUGGAGGGUAUGGAGUUAUGCGACCUCCGAGCCAAGGAGAUAAGUAACUAGACGUUCUUUAGAAGACAUCUGAAGGCAGCCCUAUAUAGGGAAGUUUUUUUUUUUAAAAAAGGUUUAAUAUUUUAUUAUGUUUUUAUAUAUGUUGGAAGCUUCCCAGAGUGGCUGGGGCAAGCCAGUUAUUAUUAUGGAUUAAAGGGACCCCGACCAUUAGGUCCAGUCGUGGCCGACUCUAGGGUUGCGGCGCUCAUCUCGCUUUACUGGCCGAGGGAGCCAGCGUACAGCUUCCGGGUCAUGUGGCCAGCAGGACUAAGCCGCUUCUGGUGAACCAGAGCAGCGCACGGAAACACCGUUUACCUUCCCGCUGGAGCAGUACCUAUUUAUUUACUUGCACUUUGAUGUGCUUUUGAACUGCUAGGUUGGCAGGAGCAGGGACCGAGCAACGGGAGCUCACCCCGUCGCGGGGAUUCGAACCGCCGACCUUCUGAUCGGCAAGUCCUAGGCUCUGUGGUUUAACCCACAGCACCUCUCACGUCCCUCUAUUAUGGAUUAGGACGUCCCUAUUUUCAUCGGGAAAAUGUUGGAGGGUAUGUGUCUAAAUAGAAUCUGCCACUGAAUGCUACCAGUUUCUGCCAGGACUGAGGCUGUUGGGAUUCAAGAGUCCAACACAAUUUGGAGUGCCACAGGCUCCUGAGGUCUGUCUGUCAGUUCAGUCUAGUUUUGCCUAUUAGGACACCAACUGGGGUGGGGGAGGCCGCUGGGGAUGGAAGGACACAGGAGAAUAGUUUGCACUUAAAGACAAACCUAUCUAAUUUUCUCUUUCCAAAACCAGGUGCGAACAAAAGCAAAGGCAUCCUUGCAAUUCGCCCGCCUCUGAAUUUUGCAAUGCCACUCCAGCCAAGUCAUGGGGUGCGAAAAUGCACAUGUUAGGGCAAAUCAUGGAUUAAAUUGCAUAUAAUAAAGUAUGCUAAUGUGUGGCAUUGGGAAAACUGCUUUGCAAAAGGGUGGGUUUUAGAGAAAAUUGCACGCGAAAAUGUGCAUACUGGUAGCCCACAUCUUUUGUGGGGGUUACAUUCCAAGGAUAGCAUGUAAAUAAUAAUAAUAAUUUUUUUUAUUGUUUGUACCUUGCCCAUCUGACUGGGUUGCCCCAGUUGAAUAUGCUGGGUUGAAUAUGCGGCUUCCAGCAUAUUCAAAAACUUAUCUCCUUGACAUCUGAUUGUGGGGGCGCGUUCCACAGGGAGGACAUCACUACCAAGAAGGCGCUCAGCCAAAAUAGUGUAUAGCCAAAACAACCAUUUAAAAACAGGGGAAAUAGCUCACAAGAAACACAGUUCAGCACUUAACCAGUCCAGUGAGCAAGGCGGAGGACUUAAAAGCUCUUUUCGUGCUGCGAAAACGUACCUCAAAACGAGCUUUUAAGCUACUCUCCUUUAGCACGUUUAAUAACCACGUAAAGUUGAAACCACACAUGUUCAAUACACGAAAGCGGAGUCUACCUACAUUGGGGGAAGCUGGCACUAAAAGGCGGAAGAGAUUUUAAAAACAAACAAACCACAAACUGAUGUGGAAAUGGGAAGGACUGGGCUUAAGAUUGGAGAGGUUUAGAAGAUCGGAGAGGAGUGGAAGUUGAUUCAGAUUUGCCCAUCUCACGCUUUGCCUGAGCAUGUUUGUCACUGAAGAGGGAGAAACCUCCUUUCAGUUGCCCCUGCAGGGGCCAGGUAGACUGAGCAAAGAUUUGUCCCCUUUUCACCUGCAGACAGAAGGAAGAUCCAAGCUUGGCUGCUGCUCACUUGUGGAAUUAAACGCUUGCUGCCAAAGCAAAGGAUUUGCAGAGAUGCUGGCAUCAAACUUUGCUGAAAGAGAGAGAGUUGUCGUUGAUGAUGAUGCUGUUGUGUGUGUUUUAUAAAUCAGAGUCCCUGUUGAUUGAUUUUCUUGUUGGCAUAACUUUUUUAAAAAUUUGAAAUAAAAUUAUUUUUGAACAGCUGGAGAA